Messenger RNA from Podarcis lilfordi (Lilford's wall lizard), 75358 nucleotides. The record is from the annotation of a GenBank genome assembly. NCBI's taxonomy places the organism in Eukaryota, Metazoa, Chordata, Lepidosauria, Squamata, Lacertidae.
AUGAGGCGCAGCGAACGGAGAGGUCACGGAGGGGGCUCCGGAAAGGCAGCCCUGGAGGAAGAGGAGCAGCCGCCGCCGCCGUCGGAGCCCAACGGGGCUUCUCCCCCCGUGACAGAGGUUUCGCCGGGGCGCUGUAGGGGCGCGACGCCGGGAGCCGCCGCCACCGCCCCCACGACCACCACUGCUUCCACCACGACGCACGGGAGCCGGCGCAGCACGGAGUCCGAGGUGUACGAUGACGGGACCAACACGUUCUUCUGGUAAGGGGGCCGGAGCAGGGCGUCCCGUGUCCUUCCCCCCUCGUCGCCUCUCUUCCCCAAGGCCCUUUCACCCUGACACGCGGAAGGAAACGGCGCAGUCCAUGAACACGGGUUGCCCACAGUCAAUAGACGCGUGUAUGCACAACUAAAGAUGCGGGUAGGCAGGCUGUCCGUUUAAAAGGCCAGGGACCAACAAGGAGAAGGGAGUGAGCGGGGUGAACUUGAGGAUGCUGGAACCGAGGAUAUAAAGAAGGGUGUGCAUCUCGUUGGAAUCAAGCUGGACUUCUCUGUCUGGGUGUCUCCUUCCCAGGAGCCCUGCUGAACCUGCUUCUUUUCUCAAGUCACUUCUGCUGUUCCUUCUCUUAGGAAUUGGCCCUCCUUUGGUUUCUCUCCUCAGCUUUUGCGGUCAGUUGGGGAAGUGAUUAGUGUUACAUCCCUAAACACAGUUGUUGAGUAAAUAUCACGUAGCUCUGUACGACUUACUGCUGAGUAAAUAUGCUUUAUAUUUACUGCUGGCUUUUUCCACCUCUCCUGGCUUGAUGAGUAUUUGAUAUAGCAAAAUCUCUGAGAAAUAUCUGUAAUUUACAGCACCAAGAGGAAACUCAGACUGCUUUCCCAUGCAUACUUGGAAAUAUAUCCUGUUUAAUUCAGUUAGACUUAAUUUCUGAGUAAAUACAUUUGAUCUUGCUUCAAUUGCACACUUGUGGGAUAACUUUCCUAGGCAACAGCCUACUUGUGGUAGUUGAAAGGCAAAACCACACUUUCAUCUCCUUAUCUCAAGAGAAUACUUGCCUGGGCGGUUUGUAGAGAAGAGCACUUCUCUAAGUGCCCUUGCUUAAUGGUUUGUGAUAGUUUUCCAGAUAUCAUUCUACUAUUCCAGCAUUUGUACUACAAAAACAUAAGGUUUUGUAGACACAAGUAGUGAAAGAUAGUGUGACUUUUGUAGUUGAGCAGUCUCGUGAAGAGAUGGAGGCAGAAUAUUUACUAAUACUUACAUACUAGUAAGUAAUUUUUCAUCUAUAGUAAAAGGAUUGACAGACCUCAACACAUCCAUAUCUGAUGAAGUAGGUGUGCACUUGUGUGAUGUUAUUUUUCUCCUUUAGACUUAUCAUGACUACCUUGUUUAGUUUAUUAUAUUCUCAAACAGAACUGGUUAAAACUUUACCUGUCCUGAUGCACACCUAAAAGCAAAGCCAUACUUUAUUAUUGUUGAGACAGUAUGAAAAAAGACUGUAUCGAAACCAUCUUCAAGGCAAAAAAGAAUAAAAAUUCUUUUGCCAUGAAAAGCCUACACAAGAACAAAAGAUAUAGCACAAUACCUACCCACAAAGAUAUCGUAAUUGUGGCAUCACUAAUUCUUGUAUAUUUUUCCACUUUGUGUCUUUAUUUAUUCCACUUGCUUUAUAUCUUUGAGGUGCCACUGGUUCUCUUUCCAUUACAGUUGUUAGGCUUGUAAUGUAAUACCCAGAAUGAUGGUUCUUUUCUUCCUCCACAAUGGGUGUAACUUUUUCUUUUCGUGCAAUUCUUGAGAGGGCAAAUUAUUUUCUAGCAAACAGUAUGAUGUUAGUUGGAAAUCUGGUAAUUUAAUUAAGCAUCAACUCAGUGUCCUUAGUUUCACUGGGAGAGACAAAAUUUCCUGCAAACUUUAAAAAAAAUUCUCAAGCGUUUUAUCCUCCACAGUAUGUUAAGUAACAUGGUUUCCAGCUUCAAAACCCUUUCUUCUUCUUGUGCCACAUACAUCAAUUAUGGAAAAGGGAAUACAAUGAUUAGCUUUAGACAUCAAUUUAUCUUCUUCAAAGACAACAGAGGGCAUAGUUUUCUGGUUCUGCAAGAGGCUUAGUAAAGAUAGAAGAGCCUGAUUUGAAGUGCCUCCGACCUGGUUUGGCUUGAGGUUGCCCCUGAGUCUGACUCCUCUGAUCUUGGCAGUAAUAAAAUUUGGAGUAUGUUGAUCUUGAAAGAUCUGCUGAUAUUCAGUGAGAGUUCUGCAAACAUAGAGUAUACCUAGUGAGGCUGUAGUGGUUAUUUCAUUCCGGCAACAUUGUAGGGACUGACUUAGAGCCUGCAAUAUUUCAGGUUUAGGAAACACAAUCUUUUAUCAGAGUUCAGGAAGGACCACAGAGAACAUUCUGGGAAGUUGCUGUGUAUUGGCUGAAUUAGUGACCAAAUAACUGGAUCUUGCAGACAUACUGGCACAGUCCUGCCCUUUCAAUGGAGAAUGGGUAAAAUUGUAACUUGAUUGCUUCUUUAAUACUAGUUUAAAGAUUGUAUGUUUUAUUGCUGAACUAUUUUUCCAACACUGUUGAUGAUGUUUCAUUAUUCUGGGUGAUAAGUGUUCUGUAGUAUAGUCAGAUCUUUUAGAUCGUCUUCAAUGAUUUGACCAUUGUUUGUUUAACUGCUAUUUUGAUUAUAUGUGUCCGUUUAAGCUAUGAAGAGAAGUGCAGUAUUUAAUGAGUUCUUAAAUACUCUUACAUUUGAUACUUGAAUAUGCUCUAACUUCUGAAAAAGGAAUCUAAGAACUGUCAGAAUGUUGAUCUUUCAUAGUAUUUUAUGUUACCUUGAUCGCCAAACACAUUCUUUUAGAGAUUCAGUUUAGUUCAUUCUAAUAGUGAAUAACUGAGGAAUGUAAUUUUUCAUUGAUCAUAAUUUAAGGUGGAUUAACACACAUGCUGCCACAAAGUGCAGCAUGUACACAUACUUUCUGAUUUUUUUAGAAGGACAAUAGUGCAUCAGGGGUGGAGAACCUCAGUCUAAAAGGCUAAACACAGCUCUGUUGCUCUUGGAACUCUUCCAGGCAUGCCCCUUGCUGGCUUUGUAGUGUCCUUGAGUGUUUUUGUCUGAGAUGUGUUUUUGAAGUAAUAUUUUACCUUUUGUUUGAUUGAAUGGAGGCUAGAGAGAUAUGUGUAGAAACUAUUGUAUAAAGGUAAAUUUUUACAUUUCAUGCUGUGCCCACUUUUGUCUCUGACACGUAGCACUGCCCUGUGGCCCACAAAAGGUUGCCCGAAAGGAAAUGCAGCCCUUGGCCACAGAAUUGUUCCCCAUCGCUACUAUACAUGUCCACUCAAAAAUAAACCCCAUUCAGUCAUUCGAUGUUCUGUAUACUAUCUGAAAAAGACAAAUAAACAGUUAAAAAACCCCAUUGCAUUUCUUUAGGAGUUACUCCCAGCCAAUAGUAUUACAAUUGUAGUCCUAAGUAAUUUUUCACGCUCUGAGAGUUUGUUACAACAAAAAGAAGAGAAUCUAUUGGCAGUUUAAAGAUAAACAGAUUUAGUAUGGUGUAUGCUUUCAUGGACAAGAGUCAGUUUCAUCAGAUACAUGAAGUGUUACCCUCAAUUUAAAAGCAAACGUAAAUGAGGCUGAAUGCUCAUUAAAUGUAAAAGAGGAAAAGGGGGUUGGAUCUGGUCAGUGGUCUGGAUCAUAGAGUCUGACCUCUGCAAGCUAAGUUUGAUAGGGACCACCCACCUAUCAAUCACUUGACAUCCCUGUGAUGAUGGUGAUGUUUUUCACCCUGUGUGGUACAUGGCUUUGAAGGUCCUGACCAUUGUCCAAUUGUUAGAGUUUCAAAGAGCUGCACACAGCUCUGCAAUCAUUGAUAGCCUGCUGAUUGUUAGUACUUCCAGAGAGCCUUGUAUUGCACUUUAAAGCCCCAACAAUUAGCUUAUUGUCAGAACUUCAAAAAUCACAUACUGCACUGGGCAAAAUUAGAUUGCCCAAUGUCAUUGUGACAUCAGUUGGUUGACUUCCUGCAAGCACUGGUAAUCAAUCAGCUGAUGAGUGGUGCUUAGGAGAGAACUGUAUGGGGGAUGCCUGCAAUUCCCCCUUUGCCUGCCCCACAGCCAGUAUCAUAUAUGAUGUCAGGUGUAGGACAGGUGAGCAUGGCUCUGUCGUAAUGGUCUCAUGGGCUAAGUGGAAAGGCCUGGAAGGCCUAAUUGGGCCCCAUAGGUCAGAGCUUCUUCACUGCUGGUGUAAGAGGUGUAUGAGGACUGUUCGCACACACAUUUGGUCACCAUAUGAAUGCUGUACACUUAGGCUUCAAUCCCUAAAAUAAUGCAUCCAGUGAAAUGCUUGGAAAGGGCAGCCAUAUUUAUGUAAAGUGGCACAUGCAUGGUUUUUCUUCCUGACAUUUUUCUUAAUGUGUAGGCAUUGUGGGUGGAAGCAGAGUGUAGCCAGUAGAUGCAGUGCAACUGUGCAAUCCAUGCAUGGAGAGUGCAUGUGCAUUUGUAAACAGUGUGACAUUUCUAUACAAAGUUGAAAUGUAUACAAAGAAGCACUGUGACCAUUCACAGCUGUAGCACAAACUUCAUAACAUAGCACACCUAUAGGGGAAGAAAAAAUAUUUGGUCUCAGUUGAAUCUUAAAAUCACUUACUGAUUCAUUGUAGUUCAGCAUGUUCAUGCUAGAAUUUUUCCUCUGAAAUUCUUUUACUGAAGAACUGAGACUUACAGACUAGCAGUAUGUUCAUGGGAGAUUGAAAUGUUUGCUGUUUUUUAUGUCAGGUUUGUAACUGUCCUUCUGCUUAAGAUAAAUAUUUAAUAUGGUCCUUAAUAUAGUCUGUGUGGAAACAUUCAGCAUUUAACAUCUCAACUGAGGGGCAAAGUAGAUGUGGCAGCAACACAAUUUAGGCUGGAUUGUACUGAAAUCUGUAGUGAAAUUGCAGUGGGAGAUCAUGAAGUGGGGAGGGAGGUAAACCUUCUGUGCCAACCUCCUAAAAUAAAGUCUUUUAAGCUAUUUCUCUUAGUGAGGCUUGCUUCAGUCAUGGAGCACCACUGAUAGAAGGUUCUCUCCCCUCCCCCUUUAAAGCAGGCUUGGAGAGAGACCAUAGCAGGGGAUGCUUCUCCUGCCUGUGCUGUCAGCCCAUCAGUGCUGCCACCCCAUUUUGUAGGGGCUUUGCAUUAUUGUAAUUCACUUCUCCUGACGUAACUUCUAGUUUGGCCCCAAGUGAGCUACUUCAGAAGUACAUGAAGGAGAAGUUGGGAGUUUAUCUGUGUACUGUUGAGAGUUGCGCCAGAACCUGUGGAGCAACCCUCAAGUUCUUUCAGCUUUGCUGUUUUUACAGAAUAAUGAACCAUUGUCAAAUGACUUUGUUUUUCAUAAGGACUUCUGGAAAGUGCUGGGAAAUGGCUGUCUUUGUUUAUCUAGACAUAGGUGGCUGUCCUGUUGCUGAUUCCUUUAAAUUGAUUCUUGUGUGUUUACUAAAAUCUGCCCUCUCAUUGAGUUUAAUUUUAUGCUGUACUCUAAUAUAGAUGAUUGGAAUGGAUUAGAGGUUUUUAAAGAUAAAUGCUGCCAAAAGAGCACAUGAUUUACCUUUUAUUUGUUUUCAUCCCAGAGUUGCUGGGUCUUCAUUGAUUUCUGGGAGAAGAAUGCCCCAAUGCUGAAAAUAAGUCUUUGAGGGUGAUUCUGCCUGUCCUUUGUUUCAUACUUAAAGAGUUUAUAAAGCAGCUGUCAUUCUGUGACUUGCAGAAAAUGGGAUGGAACAUAACUUGGGGACCACAUUUCCUUAUGUAGGAUCCACAAAAGAAAACUAAUCUAGUUGUACAAAAUUAAACCAUAGCUUACUGAACUGGUGGUAAUCUCUGCACAGAAGCUAGGUCAUGAAUGUCCUCUUCCAUUCCUUAUUGCUGCCUUCUCAACGAAGUAUAUACUAUUGCUAUUGAUGAUAAAUUGUUUGCCUUUUCUGUUCCUUUGUUAAAUGAUGCGUGAAUAUUGGACCCUCUGUUUUGUGAAGUGGCCCACUAGAGAUGAAGAAAACUAUUGAGUGAUGAUCACUCUUUCUGGAAUGAAUUCCCCUUACACUCUAUAACGCCUGUAUGCCUUCCAAUCUGCUCUGAAGAGUUUGAGGAUCCUCUAGAACAGAUUGGGGAGCAUGCAGAGGGAUAUAGUGAGCAGGAGAAGAAAGGGAAGUCCCAUCAUGUGAAUUGUGUAACACUGCAUGCUUAUUCUCUUAGAAUAAUACGCAAAGUCUUUUAUAUUUGAAACUGAGAAUGUGGAUCUUUAUAAAUAGGAGUUUUCAGUUUACUGAAAGCUGGUACAUGGAAAAGUUGCAGACAUGUUUGUGUUGGUUAGUGUGGAGAAACAAACCUUUCUGAUAAUCUUUCGUGUGUUGUGUAACUGAAAUUCCUUAAAAUUGUGCCUCAACUUCCAGUCUUCUGAGUUGAAAAAUUGAGUUCCUGCACACUGAUUAUGCAUAGUGUAGUUACAGUGCUCAUAUUAUUUAUAUACUAAGCUUCAAUAUAGUUGUGAGAAGGCAACUGUAUUUUCAGAAGCUAAGUUUUAUUUACGGGAAAGCUUCCAAUGCAGUGUUAUGAUCCCCUGCUUAGCUAAAGAUUGACAGCUUUUGUACUAAUGCUGUCAGAGUAACUUUUACUGCAACCUUUGCCAUUCUUUUAGGUCAACUUGAUCACCAUGUUCGGGCGUAUGGGCUGUUGCUGCAGCAGUGUCUGUCUGACUGUGCUCAGAAUUUUGCCAUUUGGAAACUACCGUAUUUUUCGCUCUAUAACACGCACCUAGUUUUUAGAGGAGGAAAAUAAGAAAAGAAAUAUUCUAAAUGAAACAGUGGAUGUAUGAUUUUUGUGGUUCAUGCUGUGGCCACAGACAUGUGAUCUGACGGUGAGUUUGGAGUAGCCCAAUGCAAAAAUCCUGAGGAUCCAUGUGGAUCCAUGCUUUGUAACCACGUUUUUGCACCAUUGCGGCCCCAGGCAACAGUCAGUGCGUGCUAUGUAAUCUGAUGGUGAGUUUGGGGUGACCCGGUGCAAAAAUCCUGAGGAUCCAUGUGGAUUCGUGCUUUGUAACCACGUUUUAAGUGGGGAGGGAAGGAAAAGCACUCAAGGGACAAGGAGCGCGCGUGGGGUGUGUGGAGAAGGAUACUGCUAAUAAUGCAGGAGAGGGGUUUAAGGGGAGAAGGAACACGCGUGGGGUGUGUGAAGGAUGCUGCUAAUAAUUCAGGAGAGGGGUUUAAGGGGAGAAGGAACACGCGUGGGGUGUGUGGAGAAGGAUGCUGCUAAUAAUGCAGAAGAGGGGUUUAAGGGGAGAAGGAACACGCGUGGGGUGGGUGGAGAAGGAUGCUGCUAAUAAUGAAGAAGAGGGGUAUAAGGGGAGAGGGUUCCUUUCCCCUCCCACUUUGCUCCUUUAAAGCAAGCAGGCUCUGCUUUUCUCCCUCCUCCCCGCUCAUCCCCGGCUUAGCGAGCUGGAAAACUUUGCUGCUAUGUAGCAAGCUGAGUGGGGAGGAGAGAAGGACAGAGAGCCUGCUUGCUUUAAAGGAGCCAACCGCUUUGCUCCUCUCCCGCUUUGCUCCUUUAAAGCAAGCAGGCUCUCUGUCCCUCUCUCCUCCCCACUCAGCGGCUCUUCUCCCGCUUUGCUGUUUCAAAGCGAGCCACGGAGGAGGGAAGGAAGGGGAACCAUGGAUCCUCUGCUCACGACUGCAGCAGAUCCCCCCCGCCACCCGUAGGCAUUCCCUCCAUAACACGCACAGACAUUUCCCCUUACUUUCUAGGAGGAAAAAAGUGAGUGUUAUGGUGCAAAAAAUACGGUAUUUCACCCCUUAGAAAUUGGUAGAAAGUAUUCCUCAAGGCUUGAUGUUACCAUCUGUGCUGCUUGGUUUAUUACACUUGCAGGCUGUGGACGAUCUGUCUGUGGAAGUUAGGACUAGAACUUUCUUUAUGACCUUCCAAAGAGUCUGCAACGCUUUGGGUUGUUUGAGGAAACUGUUGGUAUAGGGUUUGUUUGUUUUUCUCUGAAUCAAUUAUCAUGUUCAACUUUUAUUUUUAUAUUUAGUGUAUUUUUAAGUGAACUGUUUUUGAAAAGGUGGUCUAUAAAUAAGUAAAUUUAGCUGCCCUGAACUUUAGAUUGGAGGAAGGGUAAAUCUUUAAUAAAUGAAAUAAAAUAAAUACAUUUUAACCUGCUGAAGAUACUGAGUGACAGUAAAUAGUCCUGAAAAAUAUUAUUUGUUGUUGACUUUCUCUCUCUCUCUCCCCCCACCCCUCCUGUACAAUAGGCAAGCACACACCUUAACAGUCCUGUUCAUCCUGACCUGCACCCUGGGAUAUGUGACACUGCUUGAAGAAACCCCACAGGAUACAGCCUACAACACAAAGAGGUAACUAGCUGUCGCAUAAGUGUUGCAGUCAGCUUUUAUUGCCAGUUUUUUAUUAACUAGCUAGAGUACCCAUUUUUCUUAUAUUUACUUUUAAUUUAUUUUGGAUUUUGAUAAAUUUAUCAGUCCAUUGUAAGCAUAGCAAUGACUCCCCUGUCGUUUGUAAAAAUAACAUCCCCAAAUAUGUAAAUAUGUUUUCUGUAUGAGGAGAUUCCACAGUUAUAUCAAAGUUUUAACUUAUGUAGUUGUGUAAGGAAAAAAGCCUUUUGUUUAUUGACUGAAUUCCUCGACUUCUAUCAGGAGAUAGAAGGGACUCAAGGGACAAGGAGCACGACUGCCCCAAAGUAAAGUAAAUAAAAAGGAUAAACCAAAAGGCUUCUCCCAUAGAGAAGCAUUAUUAAAAUAUUCCUAUCUGCUGAAAAUAAAACAGAUUGAUGUUUUCUGUAGAGUAAGUCGUACGUAAAAUUUGUUAAAUAAUACUGGGCAGGAUUCACCUAGCCAGGAUUCACAUAAUCUGCAGAAGCCCUGUGCAGACUUCUUCUUGCAUAUUGGGGCUUUCUGCCUCUGUGCAGGUGUGUGUCAGGAGGCUCCCCAGAACAGUGUGCAGGGGGAGGAAGGGACGGGUUGUUCCAUCUAGCAGGCUGCAGUGCUUGUGCAGAUAGAAGGAUGGAAGGAGUAUGAAGUUUAAUUCUACCACAAUUUUUUAAAAAAAUAUUGUGGGAACUAUAGUUCCUGUGUUACAGUUUUCAUAUAACUGGUUCAUAUUAGAACCACAUACUGAAUUUUUGUAUAUAUAAAGCUACUGAACGUGUCUGAAUAUAUUGAAACAUGUGUGUGCUACUUGUGGAAUAGUUGGAAAUUACGGUGUUGUGGUAGAAUAGAAAUAAUAGGUGACAAGGCUAGUGGCCAGCUUUGUUGCUGCCACCUCUCGUUUCCCUCCCUGCAAUGCCAAAUACUACUUUCUCCCACCCACUUUCAGCACAAAGGCUCACCUGUGUUACAGUAAGAUUAUAGGGCUAUAGUCAAGUUAAUGCAGUAUGGCCAGAGUGAAUUGUAUAAUGGUGAAACAAAGACUUGGAGAAGAAUGAAUAUGAAACUCCAAAUCGCGGUACAGUCUGGACAAAACAGGAAAUUAUGGUCAUCAGCUUCAGAGCAGUGCAGGAUAUUAAACCAGCUUUAAACUGUUGUGGUUUAAUACCUUCGUUUGUGUCAUAGUUACUGUAAUGUCUCAGAUUGAAUGAAACAGAAAACUCUUGUUAAUUAGAGGUGCACCACGAAAGAAGCAGCAAAGGUCAUGUCUUCUCUUAUUUGUCACCCCAUGAUGUAUGUAAACUGACUGGCUCUCUUAGGUAAAUGUUACCUAGGGCCAGAAAUAUAUUUCAAAAUGGUGUGGUUUUUUUUAGUUCAGAACUUGCAUUAAGUCAGGCUGUAUACCUGUAGAACGUUGGCUGCAGGUUCUUGCGUGUAUGACAAGUGUAGUAUCAACUGAUGUUGCAUAGCUGAUAGAUGCACAUUAUAAUAGGUUUUCCCAUAUACCAUUUAAGUUGCAGAAAUAUAGCUGCAAAAUACGGUCAAACCUUGGUUCCUGAAUGCCUCCGUUAUUAUACGUUUCGGCUCCCGAAUGUAGAAAACCAGUUUUCGAACAUUUUCCGGAACCCAAAUGUCCGACGCGGCUUCCGCUUGAGUGCAAGAAGCUCUUGCAACCAAUAGGAAACUUCGCCUUGGUUGUCGAACAUUUUGGAAGUCAAAUGGUCUUCCGGAAUGGAUUACGUUCGACAACCGAGGUUUGACUUUAUUGUAUGUGUGAACUUGGCUAUAUAUGGUUAUAAAAGAGAGGCUGGUCUUUAACUACCCUAUUGGAGUUGUUUUUCAGUUGACUUUAUCAUGGCAGCAAUUUUUAUUGUAGGCUUUUGUAGUUCUUUUUAUCAAACAUCAGUGCUCUUGAAAGAAUGUGAUGCUAUUCUGACAUGCCUUCAGUAAUAUUUGUAAGUGGAAAAUAGGUGUGGAAAAUUGGAGUGAGUGGUGUCUGUGGAAAAUUUCGGAAAUGUGUCAUCUGUGUAUUCUAGAACUUGGAAUACAAUUAGUGUUCUUGGUUUAUUGAGUUAACUUGGUGAAUUUAUUUAAAGAUGACCUCAGAUUUUUAUACUGUAUUUUGUGCUUCAUCAUCUUGCACUUUGUAAAGGCACCGUGCUGGUGAUAUUAAUGAAUUAUUCCAGUUGAUCCUAGUUUCCAUUUCUAUAAUAAAUGAUAGUUAUGCCAUGCAUACCUAAAACUGAAUGAGACUCAGUGCUUUUUUCUGGGGGUACGCAGGGGUACACAUACCCCUAAACAUUUUGUGAAUCUUAAGUUUGGCCUCAUUGAGGGACAGUAUUUCAAUAUGAGUAGGAAAAUGAGAGUACCCCUAAACAUUUUUUUUAGAAAAAAAGCACUGAUGAGACCCAUAAGUAAACUAGCAGAUCCCAAUCCUUACACAAAGUUGGACUAAUAGCCAGCUCAGCCUAAUAAAUCUAAAUGCUGGAGAGACAAGGUUUUUUUUCCAUCCUGUAACUUAAAAUGCCAGAAACGGAAGCUGGGAAUGUAUGUAUGCAAACCAUAUGCUCUUCAACAGAGCUUCAGUUCUUCAUUCCAGAUGUGAGUAGAGCUGUUGAGGGACUCACAGGUUUAGGUUGGAGGUGCAUUGAUAAUGCUGUAAAUGGAAGAGUUUCAAAUCUAAAGGCCUCUCAGUAUAUCGUUCUGACCACACUCUGAAGUCUAGAGUAGCACACCUUUCAAUCCUCUUUUGGAAGGGCAUCCUAUUCUUAGUGGUAUCUAAUGAGGGGCUUUGUCCUAGGGAUUCAUUGAAGAGCUUAGAUUUCAUGGAGGGUAAUACUAUCAAAGGCUGCUAGCCAUGAUGUCUAUGUGUUUUCUCCAGUCUUGGAAGCAGUAUGCCUCUGAAUGCCAGUUGGUGGUAAUUGCAAAUGGGGGAAAGUGCUGUUUAUACUCGGGUCUUGCAUGUAGAGUUCACCUGGGCAUCUCAUUGGGCACUAUGAGAACAGGAUGCGUCUUUGGUUUGAACCAAAGACUCUUCUCAUGCUCUCACAUUGUUGAAUAACCUGAGGUUAUCGUUAAGUCAAAAACAGUUGACUGCAGAUAAAAGAAAGCAACAUGAUUUGAUGGAUGUAAAAGAUCUAAAAAUAAUAGAUGACAUAUUUCCUAGAUUUCACAUUUGGAAACCUCUUAUCACAAAGGGAAGAGAGUGCAGGGACAAAAACUUCAUACUAUGACCUGAAUAAAAAAAAAGCUGAGGCAUCUCAUAAUGUUGUCAUUGACUGGGCAGAAGUGAUAACCAGUGUUUAGCCAAUGAUUCGUCUGUGUAGGUGGAUACAGAUAUGCAGUUUAUUUCUUAAUCACAUUUUAGAUGUCUCUGCAACAUCCCCCUUAAUGCUGCAUUGACUAGGUUGAGCUACUGCUUCAAGCAUAGUGUAACAUAUGGCACCACCUAUAAAAUAAUUGCACUGGCUGCCAGUUCUGUGGUGCUGACCUACAAAGCCCUAAACAUCUUGGGCCCAAGUUAUGUUUACAGACUACCCAGUCAGUAAGACAUUUGAAUGAGGCCCUUAUGUUUGUGCUACAACCUGCUGAGAUCCAUCUUGCAGGAACUAGGGUGGUGGUCUUUUUCAUUGUUACCAAGCCUAUAAAACAGCAUUGCCUUGUGUGAUAAGUAGGCACUAAUGGUGCUUUGUUUUGGUGCCUGAUAAAAGUUUUCUCCCCAGCCUUCACUUCCCAUUAAUACCAGCUUACUGUAAUUUGUACUGGCUCUGUAGCUGCUGUUGUAUUGUCUUAAUUAUUUUUAAUGGGCUGAAUUCAGCUACCCAGUUCCGUUAGUGAAUGCCAGCAUGAAGAUUCCCACAAGAAGAAUGGGGCUCUCUCUUGCACCUCCCCCAAAUCUUUUCUGGAGGGUUGGGAGAACCCCCAGAACGGGAGUGGGAAGAGAAAUUGUUUCAUCAGUUCUGUUGGGCAAGCUAAAAUGCUUGCACUUUCUCCUUUGUGCUAUAUUGAAUUCCACCCAUUGUAUAUUCUUAAUUGAUUGAGUGUUUCAUGAAAGGUGAUAUAGAAGUAAUAUUUAAAAUAAUAAAACUACUGAGCAUAUCCUUAAUAUGUGAGCAGGUUCCAGUGCACUGUGUAGUUGAUGUAAGGUGGUGAUCAGUGUAAUUACAUGUGAUAAAGUACUGUCAGGCAGCAAUUAGAAGAUGUAUUUCUACCCUGUUUUGGUCUUUUUUCCUCUAUAAAUUAACAAGAAAGCAUGCCUAAUUACUCAUAAGGGAUUAAGAGUUCAAAUGGAGGCUGCACUUAAACUUGCUUGUUAACCUGGUGCACCUUGGCUAGCAUUAUACUCUGGGUAUAUAUCUAUAGUUCCAGAUUUGAGAUUUUGUUGCAGUAUUGUGGUUUGCCACUCAAGGCUGCUGACUUGCUUUUUGGUCUGCACACAGAUAAUUUAGGUUCCUGCAAUUUGAAUUGAUCUUGCUGCUUUGGUUUUAUGGAACGUAAAACCAAAUGAAGGCGUAAACCAUUCAUUUAGUUCUUUACAUUUUCCAUGACGAUAUAGAGUUUCAUAAAUAAUCUAUGUGAAUUGGACUCCCUUUAUAGAGUUAUAAAACUCUAAAACUGUACAUAGCCUGAACAUUCUCCCUCUGAUAUGUGUGCCUCAAACUUCAGAUUAGCAAUUAUCUUUUUACUCAAGAAGCAACAUAAUUUCAAAUUAUGGUAAGAUAAAAAAAGUGAUGAUUUAUAGCAAGAUGCAUGAAUUAAAGCAACAUGUUUAAUCUAGAUUGCCUUCAGUGAAACUUAAACAGGGUCUAUAAAUUGGUUCCAUGUUGUCUUAACUCAUGAUAACUUGACCCAGAUGUUGUUUUUUAGCAUUGGUGUAGGGCAGUAUACUUUGUUAUAGAGGUCACAAACCUGACUGAAUCUGAAGACAUGGUGUGGCUUCCAAUAGUUUAGUAGUUUAAACAGUUCAUCCUUAUAACUAGGUUUCAGUACUAUGGUUCAGUAACUUGAUUGAUUUGAAAAUAUUUCUAUCUAUUUUAGUUAUUAAAACUUUUGUGGUAACUUACAGCCACACUAAAUAAGGGGAUAGCCAACUAAGUCAGACUCAAAGUAGACCUGUUGAAAUCAUAGGCUUGAGUUUGUAUCAUUUAUUCCAAUUGAUCUACUCUGAGUAUUACUAACAUUGAAUAUCGCUCUGUAAUUGUGGCUUGUGUACUGGAAAUACUUAAAUACUAGGUUGACUUUCUUUAAGGAUUAAUUCACGUUUGCAGAAAUAGAAUAUGUUACAGCCUUUUCCAGACAGUUUUAAAGUGCCAAGGAGAUCACAUAUGCCUAUGGAAAACUAGUAUGUAAUUAGCCAGACCUGUUGAUCUAUGACUGUGCCUCACUCCCCUUUUAGCUACACAUUACGGAGGCUGAAUAUUACCUGUGCUUCCCCAUAACAUUUAUGAGCCAAGUAACUGUUUAUGGUAUGAAUGACAAAUGGAAGCAUGUCAGAUUGUAUAAAGGGGACUUCCCAUGUUGCAGAUGACCAGGCAAGUUAAUUAUAACUCAGCUACAGACUGGUGGAUCCAUACCCAGACACGCAGUUAGCUUGGGACUUCCAUCCCCUUGCUGCCUUUAUCAGCUUUGGCACAUUGAGAAGGGAAGAAGCUGCCUGGUAGACUUCUCAGGGGGUCCCUGCUAGGAAGGAAUUCAGCUGCUACCAAAGCAGGUAGCAAUGACCUCAUAAGGUCUUGAUUCUCAGCAAGACCUCAUUAGUGUCCAUGGGAAAUAAUUUCAGUGUUAGAAACUCAGAUAAAUAAGCUAGGCACCAAAUGGCUCCUUAAACCAGGGUUACAGUUGCCAAAAUUAAAUGUCUAGUUGGCAUUUUGGAGCCAGACAGCUCAAAAGUUGUAUUUUUCAAUACAACUUUCUGGUUCCUGAAAUUUGUUCUGAUUGUACAGAUAAAAUAUUGGGGGUAGAAUUCUAAAGGAUGUGUUGUUAGUGUGCAGAAACAGGAAAGAUCUAAAGAUCCCCAGACAUGCACCUUCUGAUGGUGGAGACAUCAGGCACCAGGUGCCCAGGAAUCUUCACUUGAUUGUAAGAGGCCAAUAGCCAGGUACAAAAUGCGCCUAGUGCCCUGCGAAUUUCAAACUCUGAAUCAUUCCCUUCUUGAUAUGGCCACACCAAAAGCAGAAGCUGUGGAAAUUGAAUCGUGCCAACUGCUUGACUGAUCUGAAUAAGAUUUUUAAGAACCGACCUGCCUUUCAAUUUUAAGAGAAUCAGUGUUGUAUCUUUUGGUUUUUCUCAAAAGGAUUUGCGAACAGCUUUUUAGAUACUUUAGAUACUACUAAAAUGUAUCUAAAACAACCUAUUUAUCACAGAGUAUGAACUUCAUGGUCAUUCAGUCUUCAAGACUAGACUGCCUUCAAAUAGUUUUUCUGAUUUUAGAUGUUCUAUGGACUUUCAAAAGACAUAUUUAACAAAAACCAUUCAUGAACAGAUGUAAAUUGAAAGUGUUUUUUUUCCAGAGGUAUUGUUGCCAGCAUUUUAGUUUUCUUGUGUUUUGGAGUCACUCAAGCAAAAGAUGGGCCAUUUUCAAGACCUCAUCCAGGUAAUCAAAAUUGCUCAUAUCAUAAAAAUUCUCUUGAUAAUGAUACACUUGGUAAAAUGGCUCCUAAUGGUUAUAUGUAAAUGUUGAAAGUAGUAACCUAUGUUUCAUAGCCUGUAUCCCCUAGGUAGAAUGUGAUUUCAUUAUCAGAAUCUAGCAUAGUUUUCAGAAGUCCUCAUCUGACUGUGUACAAAUUAGUCACUUAACGGAUGACAUAUUUUACCGUAUUUAAUUGAAUCUAAUGCUCACAUUUUUUGGCCAAAUUACAUUGCGAAAAUUAAGGCGUGCAUUAGAUUUGAUGGCACAUUUACUUUCGCCAGCAAAUACUUUUUUUGUUUGUUUCAAGGUUCUGAAAAUUGAGGUGCGCAUUAGAUUCGAUGGCGCAUUAGAUUCAAGUAAAUACAGUAUUUGCUAUAAAAACGUAAGAAGAACCUGCUAGAUCAGACCAAUGGUGUAUGUGUAUGUAGGCUGGAGAAACUGCAACUGCGGAGCAUUGUGGAACAUAAACAUUCCGCUUAGUGAGUGCUUAAGAAAAGGACACACAUUUCAGUUAUCUAUUUCAGAUUUAGAUUAUACCUGGAAAAGGUGUGUGUGUGUCCGCCCCCCCCCCGCCUCUUCUACCAAAAAAACUUACCUUGAGUAAGAGAGGCAGGCAAAGAGAGCACUAAAUUCACGCUCCUGUUCCACUGUCUGCCGCCUGCCCCCAAUUCCACUAGUCCAUCUGCCACCAGCCACCCUGUGGAAAAGACUGUGGGAUAGAAAGAGACGCAGGCAAAGAAUAGCCUUCUCCAGCUGGACUAUUGUCUUCCCCACAAUAGGGUUGUCUACUAUUGAAUGCCCUGUGGGAAAGAUCCUGAUGACUUGUUACAUUUUUAUAUUUUUGUGACUUUAUUAAUGUAUAUUGUUGUUACAAAUUAUUUCAAGUAUCCUUGAAGAUGUGAUAUAAAUAAUUAUAUUGAAAAGGGAAGUUGAUGGAAAAUGUAUGGUUUGUAUUUUGCUAAACACCACUGUGCAGAUUUGUAAAACUGAAAAUGAUUAAAAAAACCCCCAUUAAGGUAUUUAACACCAAUGUAUGUACUGUAUUCACCAUCCCUCACUUGAAGUUUUGCUAAACAUGGUAACUUGAUAAAUGUUUUGCGUCACAAAGACAGCUUCCUCUGUGGGAAGUUUUACACACAAACACUCUUCUUCAGAGCAUUAAUAUUUUUGUCUGACUUAUUUUUAUUUCAUUGUCAGACGUACAAUGGAAAUAUUGUUGUAGACAAUUUGCUGAAGUAUGCUACUGUGAUGCACGAGUGCAGCAGUAUGGCUCUAUUUGUUUAGAUAACACAGUAUCCUUGUUUCUUGUUUUAAAAAUUUAUUAUAUUUAUAUAAUUGCAGCUUAGCAAAUACAAUCAAAUUUUGCAAAUAUAACAGAAAAAAUAACAAAACAAAUAUAAAUAACAAGAAGAAUAAGAUUGCCAGCUGAUAUUAACAUUAAGAAUAUUCUGACACUUCUGAUAUAAACAUAUGAUAUAAUUCUGAUAUAAACACGGGUAAUUCAAAUGUCCAAAUAGGUGCCUAAACAGAAUUUACAAUUAAGAAGUUGUUCAUUCAGAUGUAAAGGACAGUGAGAUUCAAACCACUAACUGAUAGAUGGUAGACAUUUGUCCAUCCAACUUCUCAGUAUAGGUAUUUUAGCUACCAUAAGGUUCUCAAACCCACUUUUAUUGCCUGUCUGUUAUUCAACACAUCACAGAAAUAUAAUUUAAGAGAGUACGAACAUUUAUAAAAAAAUUCUCCAAAACAAAGUUGAGAAACAGUUGUAAUUUAUGACCAGAAAGAAACAUCACAGAACGUGUGCAUUUCAUAUGCCUCAAGAAAGCAUUUUCUGAUUUACAUCAAUUCAGUUCUUAUAUUACAUGCUUGGGAUAUCCAUCACCACAGAUUCCUUUGUAUAAUGCCAAUUCCAAUAAGAAAUAAAAAGAAUCAAAUGUUUUUGAAGCAUUUCUAUUGUUUUCAUAAUAGUUUAUAUUGUGCAAUUUUAUUGAGUAUCUUAAAGUCCUGGAUUUUCUUCUGGUCUGUUGAGGAUAUUCUGUCCAUUUUCCAUGCCAAUGCAUUCAGUAUCUAGAGUUUCAUAGAAUUGUAGAGUUGGAAGGGAAUAACCAAAAUGCAUUCAUUUCUGUGUAUUUGUUGUUUUGUGAAUUUCCAAAGCAUGAUUAUUGUAUUCAAUAUUGUAUUAUUUCAUAUCCACUUACCCCCCCCAAUUUUUUAAAACAACAUUCCUACAGUUGUGCAGAGGGUGGACCCACAGAUUUUUCUGCAUAUCUAACAAAUGACUGAUACUGUUAAGUAUCCUCAUUUUCAAAUUAAUGUUAAUUUUCUUUCUUUCUUUGUUGAAGGAGGAUGAGUAUGCAGACCUUACAGUGCAAUCCUAUGCUUGUCAACUCUCAAAUCAGGCCUACUUUGGUCAGUGGGUUUAUUCCCUGGCAGGCAUGUUCAGAAUUGCAGUCUUUGUCACAUAAUGUGAUUCUGUGAGUCACUUGUCAACAAACUGAGUGCUUUAAACACUCAUAGUACUGGUUUUGAAGCAAAACAUAAUGAAAAACAAUUUAGAAAUUGUAAGUCAGUGCUGACCUUCACUGUUAGAAAUGUUACCUUUUCUAUCAUAUACGUGAGAAGAAAAAGGCAACUUGAUGCUUUUGUAAUAUUGAAUGGGUGGAUCAUCUGAAAAUGGUUCAAAAGGAAUAAGUGGCCAAUUUUCACCCCCUCCCCUGAGUUAAGCAUUAUUUUCAAACACUGCACACAUCUCUGCAAUUACAUAAAAUGAUUUCCAAAACUGCUUGGAAAGCAUAAAAUAAUCUGCUUUCUACAGAGCCACAAAGCUAUUAGAGAAAGGACAUUUCAGCUAGUCUGUCAUCUGAACUUGAGUAGUGAAGAAGACAUAAGGCUGUUAAUGAGAGUGCUAGAAUAAAAGAAUAAAUGAGUGAUCUGUCACUGAAGAGAAAUGAGUGCUAAUUAGGGAUGCAUGAGCAUUCCUAUGGUUGCCCUGAAUGGAGCUUGAUCUUUUCAAAUGCUCCUUGUGAGCAGCCACAGAACACGCAUAGGCACUACAAAACUACAAACCUUAUUUGGGUGAGACAGUGAUGGGUGUUCCUGUUCCUAGCAGGGGACUGGGGCUGGAACUGUCCCUUUCAUUCUUCCUUCCCCACCAUCCUCGGACAGCAAUUCCUAGCAUUCCUGACAGAAAAAUGACCCUGUAAUUUAGCGCUUGCAUUUGUGAGGCAAAUGUGGACCUUUUCACAGCAGGGGCCUGUGUGUGGGCAUUUGAACUAUACUUACCAUAUCCUAGUUUUAACAAGUGCAUUACAGUGUGUUAGUUGUGGAAGUCUCAUAAUUAAGUUGCCAAAACAGGAGUAGUUAAAAAUAGCAAUGCUGUGAUACACUUCGAAGAAAGCUUGGUAAAUGUUUAUAAUUUGAGGUGUGUCUGAGGAACAUUGCCUAUGCUGGUUGUUCAUUCACGAGAUACUUAAAUGGAAUAUCUAAAACUAUCAUAAUAAAAUCAGAACUGAUAUUUUUUGCCAGAGUGGAAAAUCUGAGCUACAUCCAUCUAGCCUUAUAUUCCUUAAUACUGGGACCAUUUUCAUCAACUAUGGGCGGAACAAAGAGAGAACUUGUUUAGCAAGGGUAUUAUCAGAUAUCAGAUUUUGAAAGGUCAUCUUGUCUUCCUAAAUAUGACACUGGUAGGCAGCUAUUAAAUAUGUAUGUGAACCUUGUCUCAAAGGAGUAGAACAAGAUUAUGUUGUGCAAAAACAAUCCUAGAUUUAUAAAUAAAUGUGGAUAAUUGAAAAAAUGUGGGUUCCUAGCAGCACAUUUCAAAUCUUGUUUAGUGUUGUGUUGAAGGCAUAAUCACUCCAUAACUUAAAAUGCAUUCUGCACUAAAGAUACCCAUUUAUGUGUAUGUUCUGAUUUUGUUGCUUGUUCUUUUAGCCUACUGGAGGUUUUGGCUGUGUGUCAGUGUAGUGUAUGAGCUUUUCCUCAUCUUCAUACUUUUUCAGGUAAGGAUUUAAAAAUUGCAUCUUUUAUGCAGUUUAUUGGGGAUUUUUAAAGACGUUUUGUAAAAGGUAAUAAACAUGAACAAUAAAAUGGGAAGUUUUCUUUAAAAGGAAGCAUGCCAACAUAGAAAGCUCUCUUUAUACCAGACCAGAUCACCAGUCCAUCUAGUUCAGUAUUAUCUACUCUUGACUGGCUGCAGUUCUCCAGGGACCUACUUCUUACUGGACCCAUCAGGAUUUUAAUCAGGCACCUUCUGCCUAUAAAGCAUGUGCUUUGCCUUGUGCCCCCUCCCAUAAUACAAUUUGUAUAAUUUAAUUCUUCUUGGCAUCCCUUGUUGUUGUUUAGUCAUUUAGUCAUGCACAACUCUUCGUGACCCCAUGGACCAGAGCACGCCAGGCACUCCUGUCUUCCACUGUCUCCUGCAGCUUGGUCAAAGUCAUGCUGGUAGCUUUGAGAACACUGUCCAAGCAUCUCAUCCUCUGUCGUCCCCUUCUCCUUGUGCCCUCAAUCUUUCCCAACAUCAGGGUCUUUUCCAGGGAGUCUUCUCUUCUCAUGAGGUGGCCAAAGUAUUGGAGCCUCAGCUUCAGGAUCUGUCCUUCCCGUGAGCACUCGGGGCUGAUUUUCUUAAGAAUGGAUAGGUUUGAUCUUCUUGCAGUCCAUGGGACUCUCAAGAGUCUUCUCCAGCACCAUAAUUCAAAAGCGUCAAUACUUCGGCGAUCAGCCUUCUUUAUGGCCCAUCUCUCGCUUCCAUACAUGACUACUGGGAAAACCAUCGCUUUAACUAUACGGACCUAUAUGGCAUCCCUGCAGUCUAAUAUAAGAUAAUGUACCUGUGCAGAAUGUUACUGAGAGCUGUCAGAAGAAGAGGUAUCCACUCUUCUCAAGGCUAGGGGAUUAUUGCCUCUGCACUCAUUUUCUUUCACACAUCCAUGUAAACAAAAGCCAAGGAAGCUUCUGUCAGGACUUUCCCCUCUGGCUAGGUAGGUAGUUCUUGGCAAAAGUGUUUGGGUAGCAGUCUCAUAUCUUGCAUGGGAUUUCCUGAGAACUGUUAAGCUUAUCACAGCACCUUAUGGUACAUGGGGACUAGUCUCUCAGAACACUGGGAGAGUAUUUUAGCUACUAUUUCAUUUGCAAGUAAACCAGGAAAGCACUUCUUGGUAAUUCCAUAGGUUGUGAAAAUUCUUAUUCUUGAUUUCAGUGUUCCCAGUUGAGCCUAUUUCCUGCAGAAAUGCCAUAAUAAUCUAGGUCUGAUUCUGUGAGAGUGCCCCUCCCCACUCUGAACAGCUCCAGAGGUUCCAGGGAGGCUCAGAUACUCUCUUCCUGUCAGGUGUGUCACAACCAUGGGGCUUAAAUACUACCAGCUUUGUAGUGGCCAUGUACCUGCCCAUCUGUUUCAAGUCAAAGCAAUUAUUUCUAGAUGUGGAUCUAGUCACCCUUUCCAAAAAAAAAAAGGGGGGGGACUGCCUGAGCCAAGCUGCUUUUCUCCCUUUCCAAAUGGAGCCUAUACUUUCAAGGGUGAGAACCAUAAGCACAACUUCCUUAAAGCAGCCCUUUGUUAACAGGUGGCCUAUUGGACUGAAUAAUGUUCAUAUGUGUUGCUCUUACACUCUUAGUUCUAGUCUCCUGUAGCCACGUGCCAGUUAUUUGAGAGAAGAUUUCACUUUCACCUCAAAUGCCAAAGGAUCUUGGGUAGCUUGCUUCUGUUGUUCAGGAAACAAAGGUGCUCAUUGUUAAUGAAGCAUGUUCUAUGGGUGCCACAAUUAGGGGUGGAGUGCAGAGUACACUUAGGAGAGUGCUGCAGUAAUUUUAUUUUAUUUAUAAAGUUUAUACACCGCUUGAUUGUAAAAAACCAUUACAAAAAGAAAAAACCAUUAAAUGAAGAAAACAUUACAAUAUGUUAGAACAUACAAAAAGUUAAAAUACUAAAGCAGAUUAAAAUUCACAUCAGCAUUUCUAAGCAUCUGGGUAGGCUUGUCUAAGCAAUGUUUGUAGAAGGUACUGAAAAUAAUACAUUGAGGGGGCUUUUAUCUGUCUUUAGUAUUGUCUUGUGUAGGUUAUUAACUUAUACUCUUUAAGUAGUGAAUGGACACAGGGCUUUAUACAAUCUUUUAUUUAAGGUAAUGAAACCAAAUGUGCUUGACUCUUCCACCUGUGUUGCCGUUUUAGAAAAUGUUAAAAUUACUAUUCAAGAACAGUACAAUAUUUUGUCAUAUUAGAACUUGUUUUAACUGUUUCUUACUAAUAGAUGUGCUUAAUUUUUUAGACUGUACAUGAUGGAAGACAGUUUAUGAAAUUCAUUGAUCCAAAUUUAGGAGUCCCCUUACCAGAAAGAGAUUAUGGUGGAAAUUGCCUUAUAUAUGAUCCAGACAAUGGGACAGAUCCCUUUCACAAUAUUUGGGUAAGAGACUGAAACUGAAAUAUCUGAUUUAGCACUGAAGCUGAUCUAAAAAUUUGUGUUUGUAUGAUGUAUCAUUUGGUAUUUGUGCUUAAUGACAAUACAUCACCUGCCUCAUAACCACUAAUGUGUAUUCUGUAAUUCCAUACAAGUGCAGAAUUCAGAUUCCUGAGAAUCUCAGGCUUUACUAAAAACAACAACCAAAAAAAACCCCCCACACAAAACCAAGCUUUCAGCAUUUUUAGCUGGUAUGGUAAAAUGUGAGUAUGUGGUGCCUGGAGUAAAUACCAUAGUCAUAGAAGUUGUUGAGCGUUGUUUUCAGAUAUCAGUGGGCUGAAGAUUGAGCCUGUAUAGCUUGCCCCCCCCCCCCAUGGCUAGUUAGAAACAAAACAAAUUGUGUAAAAUAAGCAAAAUUUCACAGAUCUAUAUUUGGGAUUCAGCAAUUCUAUGCAUGAAAUUCUGUUGUUGUUGUUGCUGCACAAAAUAUACACAUGCUGCUUAUAACUACCAGCUGACCCUUCUAUUGACCAGAUAGUGCUAUCUGUUUGCCUGUAACAUAACUAAGCACUUUAGAAGUGGGGUUAAAUUAUUUAAUUGCUCUUUGCAAUUCAAAGUGUACUGAUGUAAAACUAUACCCUUUCUCUGUUGCUGUUAAAGUACAUAUCUGCCUUAGCAUUUCAAAGCUAGAAUAUUUUACCUGCUCAGACUUAAGACUAUAGAAAAAGAAUAGGCUACUAUCCAAGUCAAGUGUUACUGUGUUCUGGGGUUCAGAAAUCUUGUCUGAUUUUAGGAGGCACGUGGCAGUGAGAAAGGAAAUAUACAAGAGCCUCUGGAUCAGCAAAUUCUGCUUAAAAUGUAGAGGCUAUCACAAUACCUCCACUGCAAAUGUCUGUACUUAGCUUGCUAUAGUGCUCCUUGCCAAAAGGAAAAUAUUGUGGCAAAGAAAUUGUACAUUUCCUAAGAGGGCUUAGCUAUCAGUAGAAAAUGUAAUCCGUUGCCAGCUGAUUAUGCCAAAUUCUGCCUUCAUCCACCACCAUUUUGUGAAUGGCUUUUCCUCUGCACCACUGUUUUGAAACUGACUGGCUUCAAUUUUCAGCCAACUCAAAUAGGUGGGGUAGAAAAUUUGAGAACCUCUGAUCUAAGAUACAAGGCACUAUUCUGUCAAAAUUGAUAUGUUACAAAAAUUUGGGAGGAAAAGAAUUAGAUUUCCCAAAAAUGCAAUUAAAACAAUGCAUUAAAAUUUAUUUUGGGUUAGUGUUGUUGCCUUCCUGGAUGAAUAUUUGCAUUUUAGACGUAAGCAAUAAAAUAUUGCCUUGUUGAAAUUGACAGUAUGUGUGUAUCUAAAAUAUCUGAUAAACUUUAUGGGAAAUACUCCAAACUGCAACCUAGUGCAGUGAACUAGUUACCUUAUAAACGGGUCUAAUCUGUGUAACCCAGUUUUUCUGCUUGAAUUAAAGGACAAACUAGAUGGAUUUGUUCCUGCUCAUUUCCUUGGCUGGUAUAUAAAGGUGAGAAUCGGUCCUUUUCGUGUUCAGCUAUUGUUAGCAUUUGCAGCUUGACUGCUUCUCCUUCAAUGUUACCAGUGUGCAAAAUCAAUUAUGUCAGGGACUCAUCUGUGAAAAGGUUUAAACUGUGUUUGUUCAACUUCAACUAUUUCUUACUAUACUGGGUCAUUAAUUUCCUUCAAGGCUAGGAAUCUUUUUACAUGUUGUGUCCUCACAUUUUGAUACAUAAACCUCUAAACCUUUGCAUGUUAACAGUAACAUAUUUUAUCUGGGUAAUAGCCAGUAUUUGUCUGGAGUAGACCUCUUGAAAUCAAUGGACAUAAGCAACCACUGAUUUCACUGAGAUUACUCAGAAUAUGAUUUUCUUGGAUAUCACCUAUUGUCAACAGUUGACUUCAGAACUUAGUUUAAUGACUUAAUUGCAACUAUGGGGGAACAUUUGCUUAACAUGGAAUUUUGCAUGAUGUUCUCAUGUUGCUGCAUCAUCAUAAUAGUGCUCCAUUAGGACAGUGCAACAACAUCUGUAUUUUUAUAUAGUUGUCAUGGAUAUUUAGCAUUUCUCUUCCAGGUAAAAUGCUGAUUGUGCUGCUCAGUAUUUAAUCUCAAAAUUAAAGCAGCCCAGCCACCCAUUGGCCCCUCGGUGAAAGGCAGCUUCUUUCAGUUGAGUAGCUUGUUAAACCUUCUGCUCCAUCUUCUCUGUGACUUACAGGUACAUGCAAGUGGCUAGUUUGGUAAUCUUUUCUGCUCUUUUUGAUUAAAACUAGAAUAUUGGAUAGUUGAUGCAGAGUUUGUCCCUGCAGGAUAAACAUGAAUAGUACUUUCAGAUCAAAAUAGAAACAUCCUUGAGAGUCACCCCAGGUUUUUGAAAGAUGUCUGAAAACUUAAAGAAUAGUUCUGUCUUCUGCUUGAAAAUAUGUUUACCAGUCUGUGCUUCUCAUGGUUAUAAGGUCUUCUGAUCCGCUUGUCUGGAACUGCUGAUCUUCAAAGGAGCACAGAGAUCUGGUGUGCAGCCUACUAUACUGUUAUCCGCUAUGGCUGCAAGCUUUCCCCGCUAUAUUUAACUCAGACUAUUCUGAACCUUUGUAGAGCACACUAUAUAAUGCUUGUUCCUUUAUUUAGUAACUCAAGAUUUUGAAUAAUCUGUAGGAUUAACUUUCCUUUUCAUUUUUUAAACCCUUUCAGACAUUAAUGAUUCGUGAUUGGUGGAUGUGCAUGAUUAUCAGUGUAAUGUUUGAAUUUCUGGAGUACAGUCUGGAACAUCAGCUCCCAAAUUUCAGUGAAUGUUGGUGGGACCAUGUGAGUACUGUUCUCUAAAGAAAUAUGCUAAUGGAUCAAAUUACUACGCCAAGAAUCUACUUUAGGUGCUUUAGUUACUAAUGUGAGUAGCAUUAGGUGGAUGGGGGUGUUUCUUUUUCUUUCUUUUUUUAAUCCUUGCUAUCUGAAAUCCAGGUAGUUCUAAACUGUAAUAUUGUCUGUAUGAAUUACCUUUUUGUGUAUGCUAAUUAAAUGUCUGCUAUAUGGCAUGCUUGAAAAAGACUUAUGGUAGUUUAUGGACUCUUCCCAAUAAAUACAUUUCCUGCGUUUGGACAUAGCAAUGAGGAAUGUGCAAGAGAAAUUAACCUAGGACAACCUCAUACUUGCAACCCCCACCUCCACUGCAGCUGUGAGGAGGGAACUGGAAGCUUUUGUUUCAGUUUUUGGGUAGCUGCAGAUUAAAAUUACUUUGAACCCUAAAAUAUGGUUGGUCUUAACUAUAGUAUAGCAGAACUAACCAGCUUGGUAAGCAUAGCUUAGAAGUUGGCUUACUUUACUAAACCCAUAGUUAAGACUUAGCCACAUGAGAGCAAAAGCAUUUACCUCUAUUGUUUACUAACCACAGCUUGAGAAAUGUCAUUUCUUGUCCACUUUAGGUUAUACAACAAUCAUUUGAAAUAAUUUGUAGCAUGUGUUAAGUACAUAUCAGAAUUGUGCAAAAUUUUGUUGAAAACCUAAUUUAAUAGAAAGCAAAUGUAAAGUAUAUGCUUGUGAAUCCACACUACUGUAGUGGUGGUUUAAGUUAGUUUUUCUUUUCUUUUUAAGUGGAUUAUGGAUGUAGUAGUAUGCAAUGGACUUGGCAUUUAUUGUGGAAUGAAGACUUUGGGGUGGCUUUCUUUGAAAACGUAUUCAUGGCAAGGACUUUGGAACAUUCCAACAUACAAGUACGUUAAAUGAUAAAAUUUCAUACCUAAAUGAAAUAACUUUAAAUUCUAUGUAUGUUAAUGUAACCUAUUUAUUUUCAUUUGGGUUGUUAUAGUCAUUUCAUUCUGAUACAGACUAGGACUAAUCUAGAGUAAAUUAUUUAUUGCAUUUCACAGAGGCGUUGCUCAAAAAGAGUCUUAAGGUGACUAACAGUCAGUAUCCAAUAUACAACAAAUGUGAACAUAUAACAAUAGCUAAAUGGCUAGUGAUUACAACCUUUUUUUAAAAAAGAAUUUUUUAAAAACUAGAAAUAUGAAUUUAUGUUACAUAAAUAUUUGACUUUCUGGAAGGUGAUAGAUUAGGCCAACUGGCUUCUACAGGAGAUGAGGAAGAGGCAGUAGGGUGCUUUUUGCCAUUUUUACUACUAAAGCUAUAAAGAGUAACUAUGAUAUGAACCAUAUUUCUCAUGAAUGAAAUUGUUGCUCUCUAGCUUCUGUAAAUACUUCUCAAAAUGCAAAGUUGAGUAAGUCAAAGCUGACCACCAAUAACCAACUAUGGCUUGCUAAUUACCAGUGUAAAACCAAACGUUUCUUAUGCAUCAUUCAUAUUUCUGAUAUGCUUAUUCAUUGCAUUAGUCUUUAAAGAAGUGUGUUUUAGACAGUAAUGUUCCCAGGUACCAAGUUCCUUAUAGUUCCUUUCUUAUAGCAUCAGUCUUUAAAGACAGGAGAAUAGCUUUCUUGAUUGGCUUCAUUCACACAAAACACUAAACCAUGGCUUAGUCUUAAUCGUUUGUAGUUCAACAAACCAUAAGUCAUCCAUCUCUCAGCCGAGCAAACAAGUACAGUAAUGGAUUGUUUCUCUAAAGCUUGGUUUGUUUUCCAAACUUCUUCACUCAUACCUUUAUAGCUUGACAUGCAUCUGGAGUAGGAUGCCAAACAACCCAUGGUUAAGCAAAACUGUUUGGUUCAAACAUAAUGUCAAAUCAUAGUAAAGGCAAACCAUGGUUCAUAAGCCAACAGCAAACAGUGCCUUUGCACUGUGGUUUGUAGCCAAAGAAAAAGCCCUUGGUUAAUAUGCAGGACUUCAAGCCCAUGGAGUCAAACAUUCAAACAAACCAUAGUUAGGCUGGACAAAUAAAGACCAUAUUGUAGAAAAGAACUAUGGCCAAAUUGCUUUCUGUAAAGAAAAAUUGUCUAGGAGCCAUAUGUGAAAUCUCUUAAUUUAGGAUAUUUACCACUUUUUCUCAAAUGGUCUAUAUAAAUGUGUAUUGAUAAUUAACCAUUUAAAUAAUGAAUCCAGUUUUAACUAGAGGGAUAGCCAAGCUCAAAUCAUGAUCACUUCCAAACAAAUCCAUACUAAUUAUUGAUUAGUAUGAUUAUAGCAAUACAGGGAGUAAGACAGUAAUCUUGAAAUAUGAACAAAAAUUCACUGAUAUUUGAAGCAAAGUAAGUUGAUUUUGUAUAACUUAAUAAGCAAUUUAUUCAAACCUUUUUGGCUUAGCUCAAGGUCUAAUAUCUAAACAAAGUUAACAAAUCCACCAAAUUUAUUCCCAGCAUCCUUGAGCUGCAGUACUGACUAUGGAACAGAGUUUUGGGUAUUUGAAUAGAUAGUGAAAUAAAAAUCAUAAUUUAGUAACUUGUGACAUGGUUAAUGCAACACUUUUCAUGAGAUACUUGUGAUUUUCUCCCUCAGAGGAAAAAUGAAGAGAAUUGCCUUCCAAUUCACGCCAUACAGCUGGGUUAAAUUUGAGUGGAAGCCAGCAUCCAGUCUUCGCAGAUGGCUAGCAGUCUGUGGUAUUAUUUUUAUAGUAAGGACCAAUACUUUAUUGUAGCUGCACCAAACUGACAUAAGUGUUUAGAAUUCUUCUUGCUUUUUAACAUUACAAAGAUGGAGUUCUCAAAUUCUCCCCAUGUCAGAAAAAGACUCAUUGAGUCUGACAUAGUGAAGGGUAGGGUUUCUCUAGCAGCAUGCCUAUAUUUAUCCCAGGAGCAAGGCAAUUGUAAGAAGUAAGGAGAGAAGAAACCAUCUGUACCCAUAGCAUCUGCAAGUAUCUAUAAACUGUGCAGAGUGUGCCAAUUUAUAGCAGGGACUGCUAUUUCAUUUAUUAUAAGCCAUUUUGGCCCAAUUGGUGUGUAACACUAAGCCUAAACCAUGGCUCAACAUUAAUGAGCAAAUGUGUGUGUUUCUGGAGAAAAGAUUGCAACCUCUUCUGGUCCUGAUGCUGUGAGCUAAGCCAUGCUUUGGUUUAAUACUGCAUCUGAACCUGGGCUUAUGGUUUAUCUUGCUGCAGACAAACCUCAAACUGUAAGCCAUAGAACAGAGCCUGGCUACAAGUCAUUGUUUGUCUGGAGUGGGAUAAACCUGGCAUAACAUUAAGCCAAGCUAUGACAGCCUACAGCCCACAGAAGCACCAGGACUAGAGGAGCAUAAUGGUUGCGAUGUUCUCUUGGGGAACCUGUUCAAUGUUUGGCUUAACAUUGAGUGAAACUAGGUCUUUGAGUGUGACAGAAGUGGGGUAAAAUUUUAUUAAGUUCCCUGUUAAUACCUGUGCAGGGAAGCCAAGAACAUGCUUCCCCAUUGUUCCACUGUUGUAUAGCUAAAGACAGAAAGAUGGCCACCUGUGUGGUUCUCUGAUUCUGAAGUAAGAGAAAAUACCUCCUUAUUACCUCUGGGGGAGGAAUACCAUUCUUGCAAGGUACUGCAAGUACCGUAUUUUUCGCCCCAUAGGACACACUUUUUCCCCUCCAAAAAUGAAGGGGAAAUGUGUGUGCGUCCUAUGGGGUGAAUGCAGGCUUUCGCUGAAGCCUGGAGAGUGAGAGGGGUCGGUGCACACCGAUGCCUCUAGCUCUCCAGGCUUCAGGAAGCUAUCCGCAAGCCUUGCAAGCCCGGCGGGAGUUCCUGCGGGCUCACAAGGCUUGCGGGCAGCCGUCUGCAGCCCGAAGCAUGGGGUGCCCUCCGGAGGGCGCCCCGUGCUUCGGGCGGGUGUCCGCAAGCCUUGCGCGCCCUGCGGGAGGUCCCACCGGGCGUGUGAGGCUUCGGGCAGGUGUGCGCAAGGCUUGGGGCUGCAGCCGCGGCUGGGGGGGGGGAAAUAAUUUUUUUUUAUUCAUUUCCCCCCCAAAAAACGAGGUGCGUCCUAUGGGCCGAUGCGCCCUAUAGGACAAAAAAUACGGUACAUUCAAAUUCCUAUACUUAAGGAUUUACAGCAUGUUUUAAAUAUGAAUAAUUGGAAACCACCUGAAGUUAAGUGAUUGAAUGGCACAUGUCUCUCAGUUUUUAUUAGCAGAGUUGAACACUUUUUACUUGAAAUUCGUCUUGUGGAUGCCUCCAGAACACUAUCUGGUCCUGCUGCGGCUUGUCUUUUAUGUGAAUGUGGGAGGUGUAGCCAUGAGAGAGAUCUAUGACUUCAUGGAUGAUCCGUAAGUGGUUACUCUUAUUCAUGCUUAUUUGCUUAAUUUUAGAAUUUGUGAGAAUUGCUGCAUUUUAGUGGCAAAAAUAUUAGGGCAAUGGAUGGAUCAGUCUGCUGCUGCUAAAACAUCUGUAGCCUUGAGAAGAGUUGCAGUUUUUUGUUUUCAAACACAAAAUAUAUCAUUGUUUGCCAGUUAUAUGCUUUGGAUUGCAAAUGUCACUUUGCUGUGUGCUGUCCUCAAACGUUACCACACAACAACCUGAAAAUAUGCUAAUGAUUCAUAUUAGCUUGGGCACAGUUAGCUUUUGCAUAGAACAGCACUUUGAAUGGCCUUUUCUAAGGGACUGAAUGAUUGAGGGAAAUAGCUGUGUCUGGAGGGUCUAGCUAUAAGACCCUUCUUAAAUCUUGUUCCUUGAGAUUUUCCAACAGAUCUCUUUCACGUCCUAUACAUCUUUAGAAUUAUAUAAGUGUCUGCCCUCGCAUGGCAGUGCAUGGACUAAACACCUGCCUGAUUAGAGCUUGUUCCAUCUGCUUCCUUGUUUAGCAAACAGUAGGACCCAGAUCCCUUAGACUGAGUUUGGUUUUGGCUUAGUGGUGAUGGAACAAACUGGCUGAUCCCACUACUUAAGCUUAUUGUUUCUUCACUGACCAACACAAAAAGUGUCUGUGUUCAGAAUCUAGGGUUCCAAUACUUUAUGAAGAUCAGUUUCUCUUGCAAGUCUUUGACUCCUAGAACUGGGAAGAAGGGCCCAACCUGAUUACUUAGUCGGAAUUCAGGACAUUCAGCAGUGACAGGCCAUUCCCUGCCCCCUGGUGUUGGACCUACUGAUUUGGGAUAUACUUCCUGCUUUAAGGUAAGAAGAGGCCUCUGUUUCUCAUUAGUGAGCUCCUCUCCUCAGCAUCCCGGCCCAUCUUCUAGUCCUUGUGUUUGAGCUGAAAAAACAUCUUGUCUCUUGUUCUUCUGCCCUCUGUUCAACUACAUGGCAUAACAUUGGAACAGGGGAGCAUCAUAAGUCACCAGUGCCUCAUUCACUGUGUUGCCAUUCUUUGCUAAUUCAAGAUGCAGAAAUUGAUGACUACAUGCAGCAAAGAGAGCCAUCAUGAGUUAUAGAUGAACAAUAUUCUACUACUUGCUUUUCUUAUUGCUAAAGUGAUAGCACAUCCUAGUUCUGCAGAUGUUCCAGAUCCAUAUGAAGUUAAGAAGAAUUUCCCCACUCUCACAUUUUCCGCUGAUAAGAAUGUUGGAAGCAAAAGAACUGUCUCCAUAACUGCUUUUUUUCCUCCCUAAAAGGCAUCUUUUCAAACACAACGUAUAUAAUUCUCUGAAAAAUCUUAGCCUUUUACUUCUUUUCUGAUACCUUCUACAUCAUUUUAUGAGGAAGUCAGAAUGAUUUAUCAAACAAUUCCUAAAUAAUAAUAUUUGUUUAGAGGAACCAUUUCCUGCAAAACAUCCCAGAUUUUACUGUGUACAUGCUACUGUCAUGCAGCAGGAAAGCUGUUCAUUUAAGAGUCUAUAAACUUAACAUUCAUUUGCAAAUGUGAUUUUUAUCAGUCUUUUUCCAUCUGCAGCAAAGGAUUUGGGAGUGUAUAGGCCCAAAUGUGGGGAAACUUCUUGAAUUCAAGACAGAAGUGAAGGCUCUUAUCCCUGCCUUUCUAAUGGCUAACUACACAUGUGCCAGAUGACAGAGUAAUCAGCUUUGUAAUCAGUUUUUCUUUUGUUUUACUGAUGCUGCGUUCACAAGAGUCCUUUUGUUCUGAGGCCUUUCUACUUCAUAUAUUCUUGGCAAAUAUGUUUUGCCUUUCCCUAAAGAGUUUUUUGCAUUUUUUCCCUACUUUCUUCAGUUAGCGGGACAGUUGUCUGCAGCUUUCUUCUUUCGUUUCUUGCUUCUACCUAAGCUGCCUCCCUCCCAAUAAUGGCUGCUUGGUUCAUGGCAUGGCGGGAGGGCUUUAAAACUCCUUUCGAUAUGGCAAGGAAGCUCCUUUUGCAGCCAGCAACAGCCUAUCUUUUCUUCCUUGGAGAGGCCACCAUCAACAAGACAUAUGGGGCCUGUGAAACUUCAGAAAGAGCAACAGACUGGAACAGCUCCUAUUUGUGAAUCUCCUUCUGGGAGGAGGUUCUAGAUGCCUCACAACUAAGCACAGCCUCUGUGAAGGUGGCAACAAACAGGUAUACCUAAAGCAAAAUGUUGUAUUGAUCUACUGGACUGUAUUCACAAAGCCAACCAUAUACUGUGAGCAGUAAGAUGGCAGGGCCACUUAACAACUGAGGAGGCUUGACUUAGAGCCUGAGGAUUUCUUCGCUGACAAAAUGCCAAGGCAGUUUGGACAUUUGAACUUUCUGGGAAAUUUUUAAAUGGCAAGAUACUUGUCUUGAAUUCCUGAUUUCUCUUUGAAAAUCUUUACCACUUGUACCUCUUUCAAAACGGCUGGCCGUUCUUGGUUAUGGUGGUCAAACGUCUCCUUAAAGGUCCCAUGCUUCUUUUUUAUCCCUGUUGAUUUUCGGAAGAAAAUAAUCAUAUGAAACUAGCUGAGUCACUCAUUUUUGCUUCUCUGAACAUAUCAGAAAAAAUUAAGGACUUCAGAUUGGUUUUAAGUUUGAUUAUUUUAACAAUCUUUGGCAUAGCUAAGAUCAAAUUAUUGAUUUAAAUACUUAGGUUUGAUUCAAAAGGUUCUAAAGCUGUCUUGCAGUGGAGUCCAUCCUAGGCACACCAUAUAAGCAUCAGUGCGUAGACUGUUUUAAUUGUCCUGACAGUAAAAUAAUUCUGUGAAAUAUGAACAAUAGCACUGACGUUCAAUACAGCUCUCAAAGGCAGCUCUUUGUAAAUAGAUACAAUUCUUUGUCAUUGAAUUCAAGUUUGGUUGAAUAAAUCUCGCCUUUCAACAGCACAUUGUCUGUAAGGCAGGAAACUUUCCACUGUUACUGCUUCUUAGUGGCUUCCUUAUUGAUUGCAUGCUUUGUAGGAGAUGGAGAAGAGUAGCUUCUGCUCUGCCUCCACAAUCAGCUUGUCAAAUACAUGGAGAGAGAUGUAGGGGACUAUUAUCCUGAAUUUAGUAAAGUAUUUUCAUCAUGUUGUAUUAGAGUGGUACUCAAGUCAGUCCAGAACAAUCUUGAAAAAUGAAGAAGGAAAGUUAAUGACAAGCUACAGUCCAUCACAGAACAGAAUAACCUGAAGUCUCCAAUAUGGAUCAAGUAAACAACUGGGAUUUUUAAGGCUCUCAUCUUGAGUACACUUUGGCCCGGUGUUGCUGUUGAUUAUUUAUUAAAUUUGUAUACACCCUUCAUCUGAAGAUCACAGAGCAGCUCACAACAUAAAAAUACAAAAUGAGAAUGCAAAAUACAGAAUAAAACAAAAAUAAACCAGUAACAUCCCUGCCACAAACACAUUUAAAAGGGCAUGUUAAUCAGCCCAAGGCCUGGUUAAAGUUCAUAUAGAGAGAGUCUGAUUUGCCCUCUACACUGAAAAAAGUUGUUGAAAUGAGAUGCAAUAGCCAAACUUUCAACAGAAGGCAGCACUCCCCCCCCCCCCCGCCCAGUUCUCUGUAAAUUUAAAUCUUUUCCCAAUAGUAGAGCAGGAAAUUGAAAGCCCAAUCACUCAUAUUGUUGCUCUUCAGUACCUUUCUUUUUUCAGGCAGACAAUGUUGACAUGGUCAUCGCCACCCCUUCAAUCUUAAAUAGCCUUUUAGUUCCUUUUCACUAUCAUGCUGCUCUUCAUCUUUUCCCCCAGUUCUGCCAUGCACUUACCUAUGGCUACCAUGAUUAAAUUUCACUUUGCAGUUUGUCAUGCUGUGUUUUGAAAAACAUGGAAAACUGGAUUGGGAAGAUGGGAGGAAAGUAUUCGUGCAUUCCCUCUGGAUUAUAUAAAUAAUGCACUGUUAGGGUUAUUUUCAAAGAAUAAUGUCAAGAGGAUAUGGAAUCAAAGCAAUUUGAUGUCAGUGUUGGUUGUGUUAGUCCUAGAUAGCUAGCUGAUGGAAGCAGGUAUACGAGUGGUGGAGUUUUGGUUGGUCUUAUCUCUUGGAAGUAUCCAUUGGGGUUCCUGACAGGUUUUGUGGAGAAAGGUUCGGACCAUAGAAGUUUCCCUACCUUAUUCAGGCCUAAGAUCACACAUGUUUUACAAUCCUUGAUAUUAAAAGCAUGAAGUGAACUGAAGACAAAUCAGGAUGAUAAGGUGAAACCUAACAACAGUGGGAGUACAAAAAGUCCUAUUAUUAUUAUUUAUUAUUUAUUUAUUUAUUUAUUUAUUUAUUUAUUUAUUUAUUAAAUUUGUAUACCACCCUAUACCCGCAGGUCUCAGGGCAGUUCACAAUAUAAAAACAUGUGCUAAAUAGGAACACAGGGCAUCACCACAUUUGAAUUGAGACCCAUUUCUUUUUGUGGUAAGAUACUUUAUUCAGCUAUUUGAAAAAUAGUCAAAUUACAGUUUGUUAGAGGCUGCAGAGACCUGGGAGCUCUUUGCCCCUCUGCUGCAUUGCACACCAAGACUAGAUGUGAGUGGUAUGGACUUGUCCUGAAUAGUAUUUCGUUUUUUAAGAGUAAAUGGGUGGGUUUUCUCCCAUAUGGGUUCUACCUGAUCACACUAUUCUUGGUUUCCCCCCCUCUUGCCUACAGUGGCUUACUCAUCUCAGACUUUUUGGAGUUAUCUCCUUUGCAAUCUUCAGACCAGUCUAGUUUGUUGCCCCGACAUUGCUUACAACACAUUGUAGUUUGGAAUCUAGGGGCCGACUGGUAGAGAGCCAAUCUGUAGAUAACAAUCUUGCUUUACAGUAUUCUUGUGCAAGGUGGGACCUCUUGAAGCGCUUUUUAGUGCCUUCCAGCUCUAUGUCAUAGCUGACUGCAAGCACAUAGGUAAGGGCCUUAUAGUAAGACAGACUACUGAACCAGCUAAUUUGGUGUUGCCUCAUUUGCCUAGCAGAAAGAUCUCAUGUAGAGGUUUUUCUCAGCGAUAAGAUAUGAGAUCUUUCAUCUGGAGAUACCAGGGGUUGAAUCUGGGUCCUUAUAUGUGCAAAGCAUGGCUUAGUGAUAGAACAUGUGGCAUAUUUCUUUUCCACUCUCUAGAAAUGGACAUGAAAAUGCACUGUUAAUCUAGGGUAGAAAAAUCUCCCAGUUGUUAUCUGGAAUACCAACUAGAUUUGUAUCAUUUGUACCUGCAGUCCUUCUUAUUGAGAUAUGAGAUAGCUAUGGGAGACCCUGUUUCUCAAUUUUCAGUGGAUAUUCUCAAAAUUUUGAAAACAUAUGUUCUAUCCUUCCAGUGCUAUCUGGAUGCUGAUACACUGCAGUGUCCUUGCUCCAUUUCCCUGGUUGAAAACUUGUUCACCACUGUCCUGUGAAAACUAGCUUUUCCUGAAAAAUUGUCAAUCCAGUCUGUUUUAUUUGUGAUUGUUCUUCCAUAGUAAAUUGUAAUCACUUUGGAAAUCCUGUAUUGGUAGGCAAUAUUUUAAGAGGCAGUUGAGAGUUGCAAGAUUUUGAAAAGAUUGCUGAAUUCCUUUUUUGCAGACUGUGUUCAUGGCUAUAUAGAUAUUUUGAAACACCUAAUAUAUAUGUUGAAGCCAUUUCCUAAUGCCCUGUGUGACCAAGAAACUGAACACAACAAAAGCCAUAUGUCAUUGUCGGUUCAUCAGCUUCCACGAACUUCUGUGGAACAAAGCAAAUACUUUGCAGUCUGGAACAGCUGAGAGGUCAAAAAACCUCUGUCUCUCAUGCUUGAUUCUGGGAUCACCAGGGACACAGGGUCCACCCAACCUCACUGGCAUUGCUUUGUGUAUGUUUUCACUUUCCUCCAUAUAAAUGAAUGGUGUUCAUUCCAACAGAGAAAAUAUAUAGUAUUGCCAGCAACCCUGACUGGCUGACCUAGCCAUCAUCAACAGAGACUUCAGCUUAGGGUAGGAAAAACAGAGCAGUGCUCCUUCCCAUCCUGCUGAAGGUGGUUCCAAUGUAGAGAAAGAAGGGAGCAAUACACUUCUGGUGUAUUGCCACCAAUAUCUGGAUUUAAGAGGAGGGAAGACAGCACUGUAGAGAACUGCCACUUCUCUGUGUUAAACACAGCUGCAGAGUUGGGGCUGUGAAAAUAAAUUGUCCCACUCCACUCUUCCAGGACUGGAGGAAAUACUUAGUUUGGAGAAACAGAGGACAGGCCAGAUUUGGAAAAUCAUGCCCUGUCUGAAGCAAUUGUUUGCAGGAGGGAAAUGUCCACACACACCCAUUGGGCAACAUUUUAAUGCUAGUAAAUAGAAUAAGGGCAAUAAGGAUUAACUUUUCUUGCUAUAGCAGUGGCUCUUGUUUAAAAGUUUCCUUGUGUAGAUUUUUCCAGGAAGUGUGUGUUUUAAGGCAACAAAUAGGGGAUGUGACUUUUUAUUUCCCAUUGUAGAAACAGAUAACUUAGUCAUGCCUCUUGAAGAAUUUUGCUGGAGCUUGUUUUGUUAGAGCUUGUCACUUCAAAGUUCAUUUGCUCUGUCAUGUUACUGAACAAUAAAGUUCUGCUUUGUAAAUAAGGGGAAACUGCACACUAGAUUAUUUGCUUGUCAACUGUUAAGCCACACAAAAUUGCUAUAUAUUUUUUUCAACCUUCAGUGGUAGAAAUUAGAAGGGCAGUUGUUAAAUUAAACUGUAUCUUCCUUUUUUUUUUUAAUUGCUGAAGAACAAAGCUAUUAUACAGUAUUGUGUGUAAUAUGGUCUUGUUAUCAGAGAAGUGCCUAUUCUGUUUUUGUUUUGGAAAUACCAUUUUGAAUGUACACCUAUGCACUAAUGCUGUUUUAUUAUUGCAGAAAGUUCUAUAAGAAGUUGGGUCAGCAAGCAUGGCUGGUUGCUGCUAUCACAGCUACAGAGUUCCUUAUUGUGGUAAAAUAUGAUCCCUACACCCUGACGUUAUCACUUCCUUUCUACAUUACUCAGUGCUGGAUUCUUGGAGUCACACUUGUGCUUAUUUGGACAGUGUGGCGUUUCUUUAUUCGGUAAGCAAGGGUUGACUGGACUAGGUGAACUCAUGGUCUGAUCCACCAGGCGUCUAUUGACAGUGCUAGUCUGGGCAUACCCUGGAACUGGCUCACUGCAUGCAUUUUCUCCCUUUCUCCAUUGCUGCAGGCUAAUUCCUGCUCCUGCCACUUUGCUUAAAGCCACUGGGCUAGAAUCAACUAAACAGUUGAGAUAGUGGAAGCCAGUGCCCCCACUCUUCUCUCUCUACGCAUCUCUACCAAAAAGGCAGGGGGGGGCACGUAUAUGUCAGGAGAGUCCCCCAGAACAAUGUACAGGGGAGAAGACUGGAGAUUUUGUUCUGUCUGGCAGACAGAAAUGCAUGUGCUGAUGGAAUGGUUAUAAUUGUGCAACACUGAAUUCCACCCUUCAGCUCUAAAUCUGGGGGAGAAAAUGGGAGCAGCUGCUUGCACAAUGGAGAAACUGAAUUGAUAGUGGCAACUUGCUCCUUGUCUUUUAGUAGCUGGACAGUUGGAAUUGAUGGAGUUUAUAAAGAAGUGGGGGGGGGGGACAAAUUUGUGUGUGGGGUGGGAAGGAUAUUCUCCAAAUCCUGAGUAUUUACACGGCUACUGUAGUUGCUGUAGAAUUAUCAGCUUAGAACUAGGAAAUGCUUAAUGUUUAGCUAUAGCCAAACUCUGAGUUUGGUCAUAUAAUUGCCUCAUUCAGGGAAAUGAAAAGAAGCAACAAAAGGACUGAGCUUUUUCUAAAUUUAUGGUGUUUCUCAUUUUUCCCCUCUGAUAUUUUUCUAAAAUGUAUUUGUUUUAUUUCUAGAAAUAUCACCUUACGGUAUAAAGAGAUAAGGCGGCAAAAACAAGAACAUAAAUAUGGGAAGGACAAUUGUUUAAGCAAUGGUGAUGGACAUCCUGUACUGGCAGAUGAGCACAGUGGGAAUAAACUCAGAGAGAAAGAACUUUGAACUUGAGUAAUGAAUUAAGGACUGAGAGAGUUAUUUUUCUUGCAAGUUUAACCCUCCCUAGUUUUGUAAGUUUUGAUGUUUUCUCAUGAAUGAGAAUCCUUUUGGAAAAGGUGCCACCUAAUCUCUCUUGAGGAAGGUGUUUACAACUAAUGCUAGAAGCAAUGCUUCCCCCAAAAGGGGAACUCCGCCUAAGUGUGUUAUAAAUGUCUGUCAUCUUACAAAAUGGAGGAUUAAACAGGUGCAAAGGGAAUCUUAGUAGCCUCAGUUCUGGAAAACCAUGGCUGUUUGUGGGGCGUCAGGAACACAUUCUAUGGAAUAAAUAUGUGCACUGUGAAAAACAGUUUGGUAUUUUCCGCUGCAACUACCUUGGACUGUGGUACUAAUAUGUCCUCCUCAUCCAUUCAUUUCCAUUCAACUAUUAAUACAAUAUCAACAAAACAAAUGGAGAGAUGCAAUUGAAGCUCGAGAACAAACUGCAUAACUUUGCACAUUAUAUUAUUGCAAACAGCUCUUGGGGGUCCUGGAUCUAGUUGCCUAUGUCUCAAAGCAAAGGUGCAUUACCUUGAAACAGCCUGCUAGUUUUAUACUGCAUCCUCUUGAUACCAAAUACCUCUUCAGUUCAUAUUUAUCCUGGUCUUAGGCCAGAAAGUUUAACUUUCCUGUCUGUUAGCUAAAUAGAGCAAGUGAAGGCUAUAAUGAACGUGAAAAAUAUUUAAUCCACCAAAGCCGUGUGUUCUUUGCCUUAUUUUUCUACCACUGAGCUGGUUUCUGCUCUUGCCUUGAGUCUUAGGACUGCCCCCCCCCCAAUUGCACAUGGCAGAGCAUGUCAUAUGAUCAUCCAGAACUGUCUUGUUACUUCUAGAGUUUAAGCUGCACUAGAUAAGGUGGAGUUAUAUCGAGGCAACUGCAGUGUGCACAGUCAGCCACUAUAUGCUAAAAGGCUACUGCUCAUGAGAGCAUCCAGUCCAAGAACUCUGGCUGUCUUAUUUGUCAUUUGCCUCCUAAAACUCCAUUGAACAAAUGGGAGUUUAUGUUACAAAUAUAUUCUCUACAAUUAGAGUUGUCAUAGGAACGGGUUUCACAUUCCUAAAACAGUUGUGUGAAUUUUCUCCUUAAAUGUAACACUAAAUUAAUAUUAACAAAAUAACACUGUCUUAAAUCUGUUGAAACUUCUGGAAAUUUGCUUUGAAGUGAAUAUAAGUUAAAAUGUUAGCCCUCCCCUCCCUCCUCUCUCUCUCUCUCUCUCUCUCUCUCUCUCUCUCUCCCCUCCCCUCCCCCAAUAAAAUCUCAAAAAUGCUGCGGGUUAAAGCACAAUGCACAGACCUUGGCUUCAUUUCAUGUCAAUACUUGAAUGGGAAAACAAGUCUGCCUUUGCCUUGUUUCUACAAUGACACUAAUGUUCUCUUCUUAAACAAUAGACACUUUCAGCAGGGCAAAAUUUAAAAAAUAUUUCCAUAUAAAUGAAUCUUAGAAAACUCAGCAAAUGAAGUAAUUUUUUUAGCAUAUAAAAUGACUGAAGGAACUCUGUUUCAUGAUGAUCAGAAUGAGGAAGAUCAUAUGAAGCUUAUUUCUUGAUUUGUGCGAGAUUUACUGCUGUUAAGUCACUGAAUGGGUGAUGUUUAUAAUUAGGAUUUUUCAGCUGUUCAGUAAUAAGAAAUACUAUGGCUAUAACUAGGCAUUAACAGACAUCUUAAAAGAGCAGAUGCUGAGUUGAGCUGGUACAUAAAAACAAGCCUCUCCCCACAUGGAAGCAGUAGGUUUUUGAAGUUGUUCAGGUUAAUUUUGUACCUGUUUUGUGAACUGACUAGAGGUAGUACCAGUGUACCUGUGCUAAUGUGGCCCUAGUUUUUCAAGGCUUGCAUAGGCAUAUAGUCCAUGUCUGUUUUUGUACUAGUAAACUCUGCCCCCUUGUAAUUUUGUAUUGUAGUGUCCUCCAUGUAUUCUGGUGGUAACAAGUGCAAUGGGGAGAACGUGAAAGGAAUUUUAACUUUGUUUUGUUUUUUGAGGAACCAAUUGUGUAAAAAUUGAGGUAUAAGGGGUGGGGGAAUUGAAGUUGACCUCCUCUUAAAACAUUACUUUUGUACUGAUCUUUAUGUUCAUUGAAAUAUUGAGUCUUACAGUUAUAGUCUGGAUAACUGAACAGAUGUAAUAAAAGGUUGUUUGCUGGUGUGUCCUGAAUUACAAAUUUUGUUUUGGAGGGGAGUGGGUUCUCAUUGACUACAUAGCUGUGAUUUUCUAAGAGUGAUGGAAAAGCCUAACUCAUUGAAGAGUUAUUAACGUGGCUACACUAAAAGUAGAUAAUUAGGAACAUUCUCUUAACUUGCCCAAGGUUUAAAUAGGCACACCUAGGUCCUGUUGGUUUUAAGGGAACAUGGAUCUGUAUUGCACCAAAUUAUUCAGGAAUAUCUUGAAUUUCCUGUGGAAGUAAAACAAAAUGGUUACAGGUCAAAUCACAUUUCUUGUUCAUAAAGCUGGGGGGCCAAUAGACAAGGAGAAGCUGAUUCAUGUAGACUUUCCAUUAAGCACGAAAAGAGCUUUCAGAUGUUUCUUCAGGCUACAUUUGUCACACUUACGAGAUAGCCUAGAGAUAUGGCUGUAGUGCUAACAUUACACAAGAGGCUCACUGCCAGUUCUCUCCUUGCUGGAAUAUCAGUUUCAUCAUCUGUGAGGUUGAGAAAACCAGUUAUUGACCCCUUCUUCUGAGUUUCUGAAAUCUGACCUCUGGCUGUGGAAGUGUAGUGAUGCUUUCUCCCAGUAUUCUGUCUUCCAGAAUUAAGGGUUCACCAGGAGCUUGUGUUGCAAUGCCAUAAUGUAAAAUAGGUGUCAAGGAGUACAGAAUGAACUGCAGCUGUCUUGUUACUAAUAUUACCUACCAUAUAUUUUAAUUUAGACACUUGCAUAAGCAAAGGUGUAUUGAGUGCCAUCUGUCUAUAGCUAUAAUCCUUGUAGCUGCUUUUGCAUCAGUACAGAGGUACUGAGCACAUGGCCAGGUUCUGGUAAAUAUGGGUUUUGCUUGAAAUGUAAAAUGGAUUAAAUUCCCUAUUACAUUUUAAAAAUGUAUAUCAUACCUUAUGCGUUAUUUGCUUAUUGGAACUGACUUUAAUUUUAGGCCAUGUCCAAUAAUGCAUAGGAGAAAAUAAAUACAAAAGCUAUUGUUUCUAUUACUCUAGGCUUUAGGUAUAGGAAACUCUGGACUGUGUGGCACAGUAAACACUGUCUAAUUAGCAUGUGAUAGCUGUGUUUGUACAAAACAUAAAAUAUUCUGGUGUAGACUAGAGUCAAAUUAAGUAUGGAAGGAGAGGGAGGUCGGUCUAGGAGGAAAAUAGUAUGGUAGUGGGGACUACAAUUGAUAGGAAUUACAGAUAAAGAUAAACCAAAGAAACCUCACCUUAAAUAGAACCUGUUCUGGACCAUCCUUUGAUUUGUAAGCCUUUAUCAGACACUGCCUACAUAUUUCUAACUCUUUCUGAGAGCAGAAAAAUCUCAGGAGCCCAAAUUCCAAGAUGCUUCAUUUCCUAUGUGACUAUAAAUCCAACACUCAUACUGAAAGAUGCUGAUAACAUCCCUUGCUGCCUUGGCACUAUUUCUGGUUAAUUUGAGCUCAGAAAUACGAAAGUGAUGCUUAGUGUGAAAAGGUAAAUGAGCUGUCUUUCAGAGUCUGUCUGAAAAGUGUUAAAAAGAACUUAGCACUUGUCUGAAGCCUAUGCUGUUAAAAAAAAAUGCAGAGAGAAAACAGCUUCCAUUUAUGGUGCAGUGCUUCUGGGUGCCAGCCUGACAUCUUUGCAAAGGAAGUGUUGUUUUCUAAAGACAGAAUUGUAGUGUUGAAAGGGAUGAUGAGGGUCAUCUAGUCGAGCUACUGCAAUCCAGGAAUCUUUUGCCCAAUACGGGGCUCGAAUUUGAAAACAUUUAUGAGCUGCAGUGAGCUAAUGAACAGUUAUUAGUGCUGGCUUCAAUACGAAGACCUAGGUUCCAGUCGUUUAGAAAAAGUGGGGGUCAAGGAAGCAGCAAAAGUAGAUAGGUUCUCCCCACCCCCGGCCGCCACAUCUUUGCCAAAAGCCCCUGUAUAUCUCAGAUCUGGCUCAAAAACAAAAUCACGCAAGAAGGCAUCAGUUGCCACAGGCAUUUUGAUCUAUUUGAGCACAUCAUUGUUUCCAGUAAGGAUGUUCUGAACUGAAGGCUGUAUAUACAUAUUACAACAUUAAAGCAUAUUGAAAGCACAUUUCCCUCGAAGAAUUCUGGGCACUGUAGUUUAUCCCUCACAGAGUUACAUUCACAGCAACCCUUUUAUCUGAAAAAUUAUAAUCCACUUUUUCCAAAAAUAUUGCAAGUCAGUUUACAACAUAUAAAAUUCAAUAAAGUCAAUCUUCUGUAUAUAUCUAAAGCAUAAUUAAAAACCUCAGUAGGUACAGUAUACAGUUAGGGAAUUCCACAUAGCCUGCUUGUGCUGGGUUCUGUUUCACAGUCACACAGGGCGUUCGAAACUGGCUUCUAUUUAUAUAAUAAGGUGAUUCAGAAGUCUAUAUAGCAACAAAUGCAGUGUGCUAAAAGGAAUUCAGCCAUCUUCUAAAAAUCCACAUUAUUUCCAAGGUGGUGUACACUUUGCUAUUUUAUUUAAUUUGUCUUAUCGCCUUUCAUCCAUUAAUUUAAGGGUUGCUCAAAACAUAAAGAGACAAGAUUUUUAAAAAUGCAUAAUAAAAACAAUAACAAAAAACCCCCACCUCACAAACUGAUACCCCCUCUCCCACAAACAACAUUUAAAAGAAUAUAGGAUAUUAAUCAGCCUGGUUAAGAGGAAUGUUUUUGCCAGGCACCUAAAAGUGUAUAAUGAAGGUGCCAGCCAAAGCUCCCUGGAUAAAACGUUCCACAAAUGGGGAGCCACUGCAAAAAAAGGCCCAUUCGCAUGUUGCCACACAUUGGACCUCUCGUGGAGGAGACAUACAAAGAAGGGCCUCAGAUGAGGAUCCCAGGUUCCAGGUAGGCUCAUAUGGGGAGAAGCAGUCCUUGAUGUAUUGAAGCCCUAAGCCGUUUAAGGCUUUAUUGCUCAAAACCAGCACUUUGACUUGGGCCUGAAAACUAAAAUGGCAGCCAGUGUAGUCAGGCCAGGAUCAGUGCUAAAACCAUUUUGCCUCAGUGAGCAACCUAGCCACCAAAUUCUGUACCAGUUGAACUUUCUGAAUUAUCUUCAGAGGCAGGCAGAGGGGAGACAGGCAGUAGUUUAAUGGGAACAAGCAGCAGAAAUGGGCAAAUGCUCUCAUAAGAGCCAGGUUUUAGUUGCUCCUAAAAAAGAUCAAACCUCUCCAUUCUUAAGGAAAUCAGCCCUGAGUGCUCACUUGAAGAACAGAUCGUGAAGCUGAGGCUCCAAUACUUUGGCCACCUCAUGAGAAGAGAAGACUCCCUGGAAAAGACCCUGAUGUUUGGAAAGAUGGAGGCCACAAGGAGAAGGGGAUGACAGAGGAUGAGAUGGUUGGACAGUGUUCUUGAAGCUACGAACAUGAGUUUGACCACCGCGGGAGGCAGUGGAAGACAGGAGUGCCUGGCAUGCUCUGGUCCAUGGGGUCACGAAGAGUCGGACAUGACUAAACGACUAAACAACAACAAAAAAGCAAGGAGUAACAGAGACAAAUAAACCCACUUGGGGAGCUCUUUCCACAGUCUAGUUGGAAAAGUCAUGCCAUGGGACCCACCCAUGAAAUGUCAAGCAUUAGGAGAACCAUUAAGCAGCUUUAGCUGUUUAGCAGAGCGCCUGGGCAGACUCACAUGGAAGGAGUGGAUAUUUUCCCCUAGAUACUGAGGUGUUAACAGUAUUUUAGACUCUCACAUAUACUAACUCAGAACUGUCAGGUUCCUUUUUCAGUUUGUCAACCGCUAUGUGUCACCAGUAAGCCACUUAAAUAAAUGUUAAUUUUGCAAAAUGUCUUUCGAUUGCGGUGUCCUGCUCCCAUGCCCCCAGUCCUUUUUAACUGAAGAAUACAAGGCUUGGUCAUGUUGCAUUUACAGUAGAGGCAAAACUAAUUCAGACUACUACACUGGAGACUGAGACGGAGAAAUCUGUGCAUCUAAUUUUCCUACAGUCCACUAAGCAGCAGUUGGACAGAAAGUUGCAUCAACUGACAGUUUGUUUUCCGGAUGACCUAGAAACACAGCUGCAAUUCUGUUUCCAACUGAUUUGGGAUUUUUUUUUUUCUUUUUAACUAACAGUCUGAAGAUGAGCAUAGUUAAUGUUUUGUUUGAACAAAAUGCCAGUUGCAAAAGCAACAGCAUGCGCUAAAAUCUGCUCUGCUCUCUGGCCGCAAUGUAAUUUAUCCCAAAGAGAAAACAAAUAUUAUAGACCCUUUUUGAGCUUAUGAGUUGUAUUUUAUUUAUUGAAUUUAUAUACCGCCCUAUACCUGGAGGUCUCAGGGCAGUUCACAGAACAAAAUCAAAAUAUAAAACCACAAUAUAAUAAUAAUAAUAAUAAUAAUAAUAAUAAUAAUAAUAAUAAUAAUAAACUAUUGACACCCCUCCCCCAAGAAGAAACAUAUUUUGAAAGGGCAUAGGAUGUCAAUUAAAUCAACUAAAGGCCUAGUUAAAAAGGAACGUUUUUGUCUGGCGCCUAAAGGUGUAUAAUGAAGGCGCCAGGCGAACUUCCCUGGGAAGAGCGUUCCACAGACAGGGAGCCACUGCAGAGAAGGCCUUUUCUCGUGUUGCCACCCUCUGGACCUCUCAAGGAGGAGGCACAUGAAGGAGGGCCUCAGAAGAUGAUCUCUGGGUCCAGGUAGGCUCAUAUGGAAAGAGGCGGUUCUUGAGGUAUUGCGGGGAGUUUGGGACAAGGGUUAAGGUUCUGUUUUUAAAAUGUUCGGAUUUGAAAGGUCAACAAGUAAUCCAUUUUGCUAAAGCACACUUGGCAUAGUCUAGGCUCAACAGUCACCAGUUUUCAAGAACUGGCUUCUAAAUCCAGAUUUCAGAUCUGAACGUUCAUAUUGUAUCUGAAAGGUGCCUUUUUAUCUGUUUUGCCUUGUUCAUCUUAACAUUUAUAGCCUGCCUUUCCAUGAUGCAUACAGUCCAGUUAUAUGUGUGUAAGAGAAAAAGUUUUCUUCUGGCUGUUUUUAAAUUUUACAGGGUCAACAAGUAAAAUCAACUCUGUUCCGAAGUAUUCUUUGAUAGCCACGUUUUAAGCUGCUUGUCAAAAGGUAGCCGUGUUGGCCUUCCCUCGAGUUGAUAAGAUCCAUCUUCUGUUACUACCCACUUAAUUUAAGAAGAGGACCUUGGUUCCUGAACAGAGUGCCUAAGUAGGCUUGUGUAGAAGGAGACAGUCCUUAAAAUACAAAGGUGGUCUCAGUCCCAAGUCCAGGCCAGAAACCAAACUGAUAAGAAUCCAGUCCAAAUAAUCUAUAUUGUCCAGGAAGAUCAGGGGUGCAGCAUGACGAAGCUGCCCUUCAAAUUAGUUAAUUGUUAGCAAACUGACCAGAAUUAGUCCUAGCUUUGAGGUAGGUUGAAGGUCUCUUUGCCGUCCUACCCUUGUGCUAAGCAACUGAACCAUCAACCCUGCACUGUGCUACAGCUGCUGAGGAAACACAUUGUCUCUUGGGGGGAAAGUGUAUUUGACCAGUAGGUGCAGCACUAGUGGGAGGAGCUUUGUAUUGGUCAGGCUGAAAAAGACGGCAAAUCCCCAGUGUGUGUGAUUUUGAUGCUUUAUUAUGUCCACAAAUGUCAAAAAAGGAAAGAAUUAGUUGCUGGAAGAGCAACGCUGUUUUUUGGUGUGUGUGUGUGUUUUUUAAAAAAAAAAAACCUUUUGCUCUCCAUAUGCAGUAGGGAAGGAAGAGGGCAUUUUGAAAUCUCAUGAUAGAUGAAGAAUAUUAAAGUUUGUACAAAAGCAAAUGUAUCUAUCUUCCACAAGGUGGCACUAGUGUACAAGGAUUCAAGAAGCAUGAAAUAACUUGAGACAUCAGAACCUGAUCCUACUGGCCAAAUUUAGCAUCAGCCAUGGCAGCCAAUGCGCAAUUCUAGUAAAGGAUCCAGUUCUUCCUUGCUUUUCAGGCAACCCUGUACCCCACUGUGCUUGGCUUACCACUCCCCUGUCCUCAAAGACCAAUAAGGUGGCACUGAAUAGUGCCUGGGUAGAGAUGUACCAUCCCUGCAGCAGGAUCCUGCUGCACAUGGGAGCCAAAUUCAGAGCUUGAUCCGACCCAGACUUUUUCAUAGCACCUGCUCUCUGCUCUGGAAUGUAUGGUGCCAUAGUAUCUUUGACCAUAUGUGAAGCAUGUGCACAGCACCUCUAAUCUCACCUUUGCAUCUCUGGGGUGUACUUACUUACUUGCCAGUGUGGUGUAGUGGUUAAGAGCGGUAGUCUCGUAAUCUGGGGAACCGGGUUCGCGUCUCCGCUCUUCCACAUGCAGCUGCUGGGUGACCUUGGGCCAGUCACACUUCUUUGAAGUCUCUCAGCCCCACUCACCUCACAGAGUGUUUGUUGUGGGGAAGGAAGGGAAAGGAGAAUGUUAGCCGCUUUGAGACUCCUUCGGGUAGUGAUAAAGCAGGAUAUAAAAUCCAAACUCUUCUUCUUCUUCUUCUUCUGGGAAGGGACAUAGCUCAGUGGCAGAGCCUUUGCAUGUGGAAGGUCCCAGAUUCCAUCCCCAGCAUCUCCAGGUAGGGCUAGGAGAGAAGCCAAGGAAUGCAGGACAGCAUAUCACUUGUGAGCAGGGAUGGAGAAAUUCAACUCAGUUCAUAUUUAAAAUCAAAUUUGCACUUUCCAAAACAACACGUGAACUGGAACGUGAGAACCAGACAUCAAUUGAAAUUCACAAUAGUCUGAUUUUUUGCAAUGUACCGAAUGUAUUUGUGGACAUAAACAUACAGAAAUGCAACGUACUGGAGAAAAUUGCUUGCAAAAAUGUGUAUACUAGUCAAAGCUGCAUACAAAAAUGCGUUUAUUCCUAGAAAGUCGCACCAAAAUGCUGCUGGAUUUUUUUUUUAAGUAAAUUGCUGCAGAAAUCUGGAGAACCGAAUUUAAGAUUGCAAUAAUGAGAAUCUGAGAGAACUGAAAGUGGCAAAUCCUUCCAUCCCUACUUGUGAAGCAGCUUAGGUAUAGAGAGUGACUUGUUUAAGAACCACCCCCCUCACACACAAACACAGAGCUCUGCCCAACCUAGAGAGUAUUAAGCAGGCAUAAGCUUCAUGUCCCCACCCGCCUUUCAGUAACUAAACAAGGGUUAUAUGUGGUUCAUGGUUUCUGCAGUAGUAGGCUGUUCAGAUCUCAGUGUUUGCACCAAGGCAUCAGGUGUGCUCUUGUAUAUAAACAGGGCUUGCAUGUUGUGGUAUUUUUACCCUCCUAACAGAAGUGUUUUUGCUUGGGGUUCCUUCCAAACAUUCCCUCCAUAGUUUGGAGUCCCCUCACCCCACUAGUUUUGUUUUCCUUUUCCUUAUGACACUCGGUCCACAGUGGGCUUGUUCUGGAAUUUUUAGAACAGGAGUGAUCUGCUGCUUUAAUACAGCAGCUCAUAGACUCUCCUACUUAAUACUAGUAUAUUAUGACAAGCUUCUGCAGACAUCAGGCUACAGAUGCAUUGAAGGAAGUGAUAAGAGUGUUUAUGUUUUUUCUAUUUCAGAAACUAAAUUUAAAAUGCAGGCUAGAUGUAAUGUUUCGGAUAUUAUAACCUAGCAAACUGAAUCAUUACUUUAUUACAGGUAGACCGAAUGAUGUAAUGAAUGUGCAGGUUCUGCCAAGAAAAAUAUGAAAUAGGCAGGCACUAAUAUGAAGUGCUAGACGUCUCCUGUCACCUAGGAAUGUAACGCAUUAUUGCAGUUUAUGCAUUCUGAUUAUAAACUCUGGAAUCCCUGCCUACACUUUUAAAAUAAAAGCAAUUUCUAAUUCGCAUGCUGGGGAAAAACCAAACUUCCAUUUAGUCCAACAUUCCAUUUCCAACAUAAGUCAACCAGAAUAUUUCCUUAUUAUUUGCUCCCUGCAUUUAGUAUGCAGAAAUAUACUACUGCCUAUGUACAUGGAGGUUCUACUUGACAAAUCUAAAAAGAUGGCUUUAAACCCUGGAGUGGUCAGGAGGCUUUGAAAACCUUGUAGCUCAUGACUCUUGCCCACUGCAGAUCACACUGCUGCCCAUUGACAAAGAUCCUCUUAAAUCUUUUCAGAUAAGUGAUGAUGAUUCACUCCCUCUGUUGCUACUAUUAUACACGUGUUCCAGCCUUGCAGGAAAACUGAGAGCAGGAGGUCCCUCUCUGCACAGCAGGUGCACUGCUAGGUACUUGAGAGCAUAGGGUGACUCUAUGCCACAGACAUUCUAAUUAAUGUUUCUGGGCAAAUUAAGAUGGCAAAUGCCUGGGGACUCACCAGUGGUGUGCUUUGCAACAUGCCCACUUAGCCUGUAAAGAAAGUUUAGGAAGUUUUUUAAGAGGAGGAGAAAAACAGGCAGGGCACCCAGAGCCCAGCACAAAAGACCCAAGGCUCUGGCCUCUUGGCUAUCCAGUGUUGUUGUGCUGUUGGUCCCAAAUAGGAGAGCAAGAUGUCUCUCUCACCCCCACCCCCGCUCCAUAUUGUGAGUUUAUACUUGUAUUUCUGGCUUCACUCAGCUCAGCCUGCAGUUUCAUCUGCCAAAGGCGCAAUCUCUCUGUAGGGAUUUUGUCUCUACUUCACCUAACGCUUGUGUGGCUUGCAUAGGCCUUUGUGGGAUGCAGAACAGUUCGGAACAAAUAACAGCCAAGCAGCAUUUCUGAAAGAAAUGGGCAGAAAACGAUCCUUUCCUCCUGACCACAUCAAUCAAUAAUCUUUAUUUUGAAAAACCUAAACAGACAUUUCUGUUUAAUGGCUUUCCAUUUUCUAUUAAAACUUGCAUUAGUCACAUUUUCCAUUACAAUGUUUUGAUUGAAUAUCGCCGUAUUUCAUUGUAAGUCUGUAGGAAAGCUCCUCUAGGCAGCCUGAUCAUUCACCAAUCACCCUGAUCUGCUUGCUUGCACAGUGCUCCCAUCAAGCAUUUGUUUUGGUUUGUUUAUGGGGUGUUAACACACUUUAGCAUUGAUCAUCCGCUCACCCCACACUUUUCAGUGCAUUUCCCCAUCACUUUUCUAAUCACUAAAAGUCAUUUACGGGGGGGGGGGGGGAGUCUUUGUUGUACUGGGGUGAUAAGGCACCUUGAUUUGUUUGAGUUGAGUAAACCUAAAUUCCCAGUAUGUGCCUCAAUCCCUCCUGCAAAAUAGUGACUGCAUGGAGGCACCUAAAGUCGCUCAGCGUUGGGUGUGCAGCAGUCCUUCAGAUUACUGGGUUUAGGUGAAUGGCUUUCAGAUAAAAGAUUUGGGGUGGGGCAUCAGGUGUGCUGAGUUAGUGACUCUCAUGCCCACAAACUGAAAGGGGGGUUGUGUAAGCACCCACUGGCCUGAAACAGAUUAACAGAAUCAGCACAGGUAGCAGCACACCCCAAAGAAAGAGAUUGCUUGGGUACUGUUGUACAAAACACUACAGAACUUUUAAGGGAGAAAUCCUAUAUACAUUUACAUGGGAAUAUGCCCCAUUUAACUCAAGGGCACUUACUUCUGAAUAGCGACAUGUAAGAUUGUGCAGUUAGUCAUCCUUGAGAGGGGAACAGCUUUCCAGACUUCCUGAAUUACUUAGCCAGUAAUAUGACCUGCUCCUUUCUGUAAAUUUCCUAUCUUCCCUCACUGGCUCAGACAGGGCUCUUCCACAUACAACUCCAUAUUAUUAGAGAUCAGGAAGGACUUUGCCUAGUCAGUGUGAGAUGAUGAAGAUGAUAAUGCCCCCUGCCAUGAACAGCACUCAAAUAUUCUCAUGGCUGAAACAUGGCAUUUUACAGGGCUGGUCUUGGAAUGUUGCCAUUUACAAAUAUGGAGUGAAAGCACAUGAAAAUAAGGCAACAUUGACUCCGGUACUCUCUUUUGGAACUUUUCCUAUUAGCGACUUAUUGAACUUUCUCCUUGUAAGAGCUUUAUUGGCCGAGAAGAGUCUUUGCAACUUUCAGCAGUGUUGCUGUUCCAUGGUGCUCAGAAACACACUUCCCAUGGCAGGGGACUAUAUUCCUGUGACCAAUAUAGGCCUGAUUUUGUGCUGGAAUGACCCUGCCUCUGCUGCAGACCAGCUCAAGGACUAAAGUUAACCAUUUCUGAAUUAUGCUGCUCCUGCAGCUAUCCCUUUAAAAGAAGUUUGAUCUGCAGCAAUUAGCAGAUGGUUGUGUUCAGUUCCACACCAAGAAAAGCUUCACCUGCUGAUUCUGGUAUAUUUCAGAUAGUUCCUGUUCCUUAGCAAGCUAAGCCACUUUUUUCUGGUCAGUUGGCAUCACCAUCUGCCCCAUUGCAAUCCUCCCAAACUGGACUCUGCUCCCAGGCAUCUCACAACUACCAGCAAUUUUUAUUUCAAGACUGGGCAACCCGAGGCAAGAAAGUUAGUUUCCUUUAGAGUCAGACCCUGUGGGAGCCAUUACUUUAAAUAAUGCUUACAGACAGAAAAAUCAGUGCUCAGGGUUAAGCUUUCAGUCAAGCUGAGCUCUCUUUUUAAAAGAAGUCAGAUUUCAAAUGUGUGGAACGGUACCUAAUAAGUGCCUUCAUGGUGAAUAUAGUCAGAUGAUCAGAACUGUUUGCUAAGUGACAGCUACAGUUUCUCAAAAAUCAAAUGCCAAGUGCCAUGGAAAUCUAAUUUAGAGAAACAGCUUGGCAAACAAACCUUUCAUUUAAACAAUGGUGACCAUUCAACCAGCUUUACGUUAUUGAAUUUAAUAAGUUAGCAACAUUAGAUUUUUUUUUUAAUGGAGCUAAUUGAAACCACUAAUUUAUUGAUGUCCAGAUGGUGAGGAAAGAUGAUGACUGUGUUAUAAAGACAGAGGCAAGAUAAAAGGAGAAAGUGGGAAGCAUUAACUGCCCAAUCCUGUUCAAGAUUAGUCAGAGGUAAUUCCAAUUUUAUACAAUGGGGUUUCCUUCCAAGUAAGUGUAGACAAGGGUAGUCUAAGAUCCUUGGCAAAUUUUAUUACCUCUUUAUAAAAGAUAGUCCUUCUAUUAAGCCUAGAUCCAAAGUUCAGUAUAUUUAAUUCCUAUUCCUUUCAGUGUGAACUAAAAUAAGUCAUGACCAAUUUGUUCUAUUUAUUUCAAUGGGACCUCAGCUCAGCUAACAGUCUGGAUCCAACCCGUUUUCUUUUUUACCCUCCUCAUACCUUAGAGGCAGCCAGAAUAUCAUUGUUCCUAAACUGAGCUCCAUAGUUUAUGGUAGACUAUUAUUAUUAUUUGAUAUAGAUAUUGUUUAAAACAAAGCAGAUGGAUCUGAAGUAUAUCAGAAAUAGCUGGUUCUUCAGUACAAAAACUUCCUUUAAGGAAACUAGCCAACACAAAUAUGCUCUGGCCUGCACCACAACUGUAAACAAGUGCUGGUGAGAAACACAGAACAGCUGCACCAUAUUAGUAGAAGAAAGAUCAGGAACAGUAACCUAGCAAUUCAAAGCCCUCACAUUUUAUUGCUGGACAAAAGUUUAAAGAUGUCACAAAUCAGACUAGCCUAGAGGUUCUGGGCCAAUGUAUUGGCCUGCUGUUUGCUGAGUUAUUAUGACAUCAAGUGUCCUGCUUUACCGGAAAAAAGCAAUGGCAGUCUUUACUGCUAAGUAGUGCUUAUAGAUGGUUAGUCCUUUUCCCUUCUCUUGCUUUGGGUGCAUGAAGUUCUGCGGCUCAGAAAGAGCAGGGAUCUAAAGAGGGAGGACGGACCUAUUGAGGAAGGUAAAGAAGCAGCAGGGAACAAGAGAUCUCGUGGUAGGAGGUGGACAAGGAAUCCACUUUCCCCUUCAGGUUCCCAGGUGAGUGCUGCAGUAGUUCAUCACAGCCCGGAGCUGGCAUCAGAGGUUGGUUGUGGAUGGGCCUCACACCUGCACCAAGAACCCACAGCCCAUGCAGGUUCAUCACAAUUGUCACUUGCUCACAUCCACCCCUGCUAUUUCCUUCUACCCGCACCCCCAAAAGGCAAGCAAGUAAACGAUGACAGUGAGGAGGAGGAACAGCUUCCCAAUCCAGUUCUUCCUAGCAACAUUUAUAAAGGGGAGAUGUCCGGCAGCAUUGGUAAUAACAAGAAGCUCCUGCUUCACUGUUGCCACCACACAGAGUGUGUCUUCUUGCCCAAGGGCCUUCCAAGCCCAUGAGCUGGCACUGCAGGAGAGGAUGCCAGGGCUGUGGGUGUGACAAGUCAGCCGGUCUUGUGGCUAAGGGAAGAGAGUCUAUCAGUCCUUGAACUCCUGGGUCAGGUACAUGGUGAAGUUCACUGUUUUACCUAGAGCAAUCUUUCUUUUUUCCUGUUGAAGGUCACAUUCUCUCAGGUGUUAUCUGUUGGAGGGGCCCUUUCACCAGUGGUGGGCCAAGCCAGAGCUGAUGAUGAGCAAAACUAGAGGUGUCGUAUGGGGUUUGAUGGGCUUACUCUCAAGUAAGUAUACAGAGCACUUUUUUGGGUACCAAUACAGCCACUGUUCUCAAAAGCAAGUGAUUGUCCUUCAUUCUGACUGGUGUUCUCUCUUUCUAUCUUAUUUUAGAGAGAGAUAUAGAUAUUGAUGCACACAUCUGACAAAAGCCUACCAAUUUGUCUCAGCACAGGCUGCAAGGGGGGAUUUAUUUUCCACAAGUCAUACAACCAAGAAACAAUUAAGUCCAAAAAACCCCAAACCCUUCCAAUUUAUUUUUUACCAGAUAAAUGUUUUUACCAGAUAAAUACUACCCUUUCGAAAUGUCCCAAAAAUACAUAUAAAAAGGGUGGGACUAAAAUUCCUGGAAAAAUAAGGAGAUAGAAGAAUGGGGCAGCUGAUCGCUCAGCUGUGACCAGUGGUGUCAAAAGUGCCUGGAUACAAUUCAAGUCAGGACUAAAAAUGAUUCAUCCACACUCAGUCUGAAGGGUACAAUGGACUAGGAUCAAUGAUGGAGUUACUAUAGUGACUGAAUAGCUAAGCUGUAAACAAAAACUGGACUGUAGGGGGUUAUAGCCAAGAGAAGGCCAACACUUGGGAGGCCUCUCUUCCAGUCCAAGUGCUUCCCCUAAGGUUACCUAGCUCAGAAGCAAUUGGAAGUGACAGUUUAAAACCAUAACAUCUAACUUCACAUUUCCUUUUAUCAAAAAGAAAGGAAAGAGCCAGUAAAUAACAAUACAGUGGUACCUCGGGUUAAAUACGCUUCAGGUUACAUAUGCUUCAGGUUACAGACUCCACUAACCCAGAAAUAAUACCUUGGAUUAAGAACUUUGCUUCAGGAUGAGAACAGAAAUCGUGUGGUGGCAGUGGGAGGCCCCAUUAGCUAAAGUGGUGCUUCAGGUUAAGAACAGUUUCAGGUUAAGAACGGACCUCCAGAACGAAUUAAGUACGUAACCAGAGGUACCACUGUAUAUAUGCUUGUGGGGACAAAGUGGAAAAAGUUAUUUAAGUCAGGCAUUGAUGGCCUCUUAGUAGCAGGCUUUAUGUGUUAGAAUGCUGGACAUUCACACUCGGUCUCCCUUGCACUGCAAAAAAAAUCCAUUACAGAACGUCUGAGUGAAACCUCCUCACAACCCACCUUUUCCAUCAAGCCUUUGGUUGGUUCCUGUGCCCAACUGUAACCUACCCUGUAACUAAACCUAAGCACCCUCCCUCCUCUUCUCCAGUGCUGAAUUUUAGAUUUGUAAGGUCCUCGGAGAAGGUGCUGUCCUCUUAUACUAUAAGCUUCAUAGAAAUCUCACACUCUCUCACAGAAAUCUUAAGAUAAAUAUAUGCCAACAACUGAAGAACAGUACUAAGAUGCAUGACAUAACAAUGGGGUCAUCCUUAUUGGGGAAUGACAGCUAUGUUGCCACAGAAACCACGCCACAUUCCAUACCCAGACUUGGCCUUUGUUGAGAAGGCACUAGUUUCUAACAGUAUGUCUUCUACACUACACCACAACUACAAGCAACACCAUAUGACUGUGCUGCUGAGUUAGUUACCCAGUUAAACUGGGGGAGGGGUGUCCCCCAACUUGCUUUUCCCAGACCUGCCUUCAUGGAUGAGUGAGUCACAGUGAGUUCUCCUCCAUGCUCAAAGGCAUGGCUCACAUCCACCAGGAGUUGUGCAGUCUGUACUGUAGGACAGAUUCUGUGGAACUCCCUCCCUGCUUGGUGCAGCCCCCUUCCUUAUUGAACCUCUUGCUGCUUGGUGAAUACUUUUUAUUUCAGCAGACAUUUUAAUUGUGUUUUUCUUAUCUUAUGGUUAAGUAUGUUGUAUCCCUAUUUUACACCACUUAGAAACUCAAUAUUAAGUAGCAUUUUUUAAAAAAACAAACAAAUAAAUGCAUAAAUCUGCCUCAUGCAAUGGCAAUGUCCAUAUGGACAAAAGAGAUGGAAGAAUGAGAGAAAGAGGUUGGUUUUUCUAGAUGCAGUAUUCAACACACCUCCUAUGGAGCAGAGUCUUCUGCAUUAAAGUCAUAUUCCCCUCCUAUGCUUAGGCAUUCCUCUACUUCUCUGCGUUUAGGUGUAGUUAUUUCCCCCACUAGAGAUUAACGUCCUAUUCAGGCACUAGGCUAAGUAGAACAUGUGACAGGGAAGAGAUCAGCAAACCAGCUCUGCUCCAUGUUGCUCUUGAGUUGGAAUGUGGCAUUCUGCGCCAGGGAGCUUCCUGUACUGAUGUAAAAGCUCUCUGUGCAAUGUAAAACCUUGAUUUUCAUGUGGAGUAUCUACACCAGCAAAGCAGGCUUCUUGCCACAGAUGAAGGAUGAUGGGGAUGGAGACAGCACACUCAUUUCCACUCUCCCCACUUGUGUGUUAUACUUACUUGUAAAUAUAAUGCCUAAAGAGGGCUGGAGUAGUUUAUCUAUUGCAAUGAACUUGUAAUAGAUUACAAUAGGAGGGAAAAAUAAAAAAUCUGCAGCUGUAUUCUGCGAAUAAGAGAUGAGAAGACGAAUGCUAGUAGACUCCACUACCACAAUGAAUGCUUCCCCAUGCGAAGGAAACCACUGCACACAGAAAAACAGCAGGUCAUGAUAAAGGCUAGGCUGAACUAUGCUACUUUUUUUUCUACAUACAUGAAACUUCUACAUACAAGGGGGAACAUUCAAGCUCCUCACCUCUCCCUGCAAUCUGAAGUAGUAUAGGACCCCUUUAGAAUGUCUACUGUUUUUUGGUGUGCUUUUUUGCAUUUGUAUUCUAUAACAUGUCACUGACACAAUAAUAAUGUGUCAGUGAUGGAUUUACACUAAGCCUGUCCACACAUCAUUCCUCUUUAUUGGCUUUUCUGCAAUGUUUCCCUCAGUAUUACACAUUAUUGCCACCUGAAACAGCACUCUUGCCCUACGGCACAACAAAAGCAAAAGAAGGCAUGAAAUUUGUGGUAUGAAUUUCAGGAGGAAGCUACAGGACACGCAACAACUGGAAAUGAAGCAGUAUGCCCACCCCAACAACUUAUGAAAUCGCAAACAGUAUUGAAAAUAGGAUUGUGUACAACCACCCCAAUUCCAUCGUGAGCACAAAUCAUUAUGAAUGCACAAUAAAAAGGACACCUGGAGGGGCUGCAAGUCAUGCAGUAAAACGAUUAUGGUAAUUGCAUAAACUGGCAUUAAGUGAAUCCCAGAAGAGGAAAGGACAAGCAUGAAAGCACCUUCAUAUCUCUCCUGUUUGUCCUGUAGAGCAUCCCUCAAAUGUAGGGAAGGGCUUAGAAAUAUUUCUCUUUAGUGCCUCCCUUGCCCCACGAUUGCAGUGUUCUAGUGUCACCCACAGCCUUCCCUGCAAUCAACAGGGGAGCCAUUAUUUGCUGCACAUAUGAACUGGGAAGUAGGGUGUUCCUCACAGCACAAGGCCUGUUGUCAGAUGUGGGCCUCAGUACAGAAGCACCAUUUGCUUGCAGGUAGGAAAUACAUUACAGAUAAGGUGUCUCUUGAGGUAUGUUGGGGUAAAUGCUUAGGGUGGGUCUCAAUCCUGGCCCCACACUGACUAGCCAAGAGUACCUCAAAUUGGUCUGUUAGUAUUAUGUAGCAAGAGCAAGCAACAAACCUUUUCCCUAAAAGCCCAAUAUCCAAGCCCAGAAUCUUGUUCUCACCUUCAGACAAGGGAUUCCUUUCCCUGUAAUUGUGUGCUAGAAUCAGAGCAGCUGUGGGUCGUUUGGGGAGGCUUUCAGCCAUAUGAGAAGUUGCCAUUAGGAAGCAGCCUUAUUGUUGCAUUUAUAGUGAGGUUGGUAGUGCUUCACGUACAUCACCUCAGUCAUCCUUACCACAACCUUUUAAGAAAGGUUAGUGUCAUCAAUUCCAAUAUUGCAGAAGAGGUUUUGUAUGAGGUUGGACUUAAUGAGACCAUGGGUCUGCCAACAUUUGAACUGGGGACCUCCCAGCUUACAAACCAUAAAUUGUUUGGAAAGUCUGAAGUUUGGUCCAGUCAGUAUAGAAAAAAAAUGUGUUCUGGGUCUGGGUCUCCAACCACAGGUGUGAGAAAAAAUGGGAAUGGACUGGGCAGGCACAUCUCUUUGGCUGUCUCCAGGCAAGACACAUUGAAUGUUUUAUCUUUCUUUGGAAGAGGGGAAUUUUGGCAGAUAGUUUCCUCAGCCAACCUCGCCUCUUUUGAAGUAAAGGAAAUACAGCCCUACUUCAGUGGUGCAAUUUGGUAACGGACUUAGGAGGGCCUCCUGGGCUUUGCGAGUUCCUGCCUCUUUUUAGGCGGGAAAGUGGUAAGGCGGGCCUGCUGCUGCUGCAUUUUGGGGCCGCCCUGCUCACUCUGCUGCGUGAGGCCCAGCCCAGGACUUCGGGCCCCCCGAGACCUGUCCCCCUUCGCCCGCCUUCCAGAAGUGACCUUGGAACUGAGCACUCCCCGGCUGGUGGAGGGGCGAGAAAGGCCCUCUCCGUCGCCCACUUCGCAGCCUCUGCAGCUAAGCCUCGGAGGAGGCACGUGUGCUUUGGCGCGGCGCCAGCCAGAGCAUCCCCGGCGUGCCCUUGCUGGGGGCCGCCUCCGCCUGGGCCAAGCCCUUCUCUACCGGGGCUGGGGUGGGGCUCUUUGCUGCGGGAGGGCCAGGCAGCGCCGGCGUUUCCUUGGGUUGCUCGUCCCCGCUCUCUUUCCUUCCCUCUCUGACCCCGUGGCUCUGCCUCCCGAAGGAGAAGGCGCGAGAGGGGGGUGUGUGCGCGCGCGCUGAGCGACCUCUCCAGGCAUUGCAGGGGUGCUUGGCGCUCCCGCAGUCAGGCGAGCAGCGGGCUUCGGUGAAUCCUGCCGCCGCUCGCUUAGCUCCCGCCUUGCGGGAAGGGAGCUCUCCCGCCCAAAUUCCAACCCUCGGCUCAAUCUCUUUUGGAAAGAAGCCACCGGCUUCUUUUUUUCCAGCUGGAGAACGAGAGGGGAGGGCGGGGUGACUCAGGCUGCUGGCGCCGCCGCCGCUCCUCCAUGAAAGAAGCUCAGCAAGAAGAAUUGAUUCCUUUGCCUCUCAUCUCAGACCGCCGGGGCAGAAAGAGAGAAAGGAGCGAGAGCAUGCUGCUGAUGCGCUGCUGCUGAGGAGCCCGAGCCGAGCUGCAGAGUUUGCAGGUCAUUAGUGCUGCACCAAACUCCGGGCGAGGUAAGUGGCGCCGCCGCCGCUGCUGCUGCUGCUGCACACAAAGCGCUCGGCAGCGUUUGGGAAGUAAGCCCGGGCGGGAACUGUGGUUUGUCGGGAGAGAAUGGCAAACGCAGCAGGCAGUUUUCUCGGCAGGAGGUUCAGUUUUGUGUCUCUGUGCGGGCACAAUGCAACGUGGCAUGUUGUUUUUCUGCACCGAACGGAGCGCCUUAGUUUGAUCCCUAGCAAACCUCGCUCGCUCAGUGCGAUCAGCGUGGCUGUGCUGCAGACUGGCAUCGUGGCGGCCUUGAUCCGUGGUCCGAUCCCGGAGAACGAGAGGGACGAAAGUCACCAGGCAUCUUUGCAAAGUUUGCGCCUCGGUUGCCUGUGCGUAGCCCCGGGGCUGCUUGGUUGAGCGUGCCUUCCUGCGGCGUGGAGCCGCCCUGGGUUUCAAGAAGGGAGAACUGUCCGGGAAACUCCAGUUUAUCCUAGGAAGAUGCUUUUCGGCCGGCCAUUAAGUCUAGGGUUACGGGGAGCUGCUGGAUGGAAAGGGAUGGGAUUGGGAAAUCGGAAUAAUGGCAGUGGAAACAAUGGGCGCAAAAACUGAGGCUGGGCUGCCAAAGUGUAUUCAGGAGGAGCAGAGCUGCUUAGGAAGAGUCUAGCGUGGGAGGGAAAUGCAUCAAGGGUAAGACGAGACCUAGUCUAAAAAAGAACACGCGCAUCUCUAUUAAAAGAAUGGCUGGGGGCGGGAGGGGAGACCCCCACAAAACCAGAUCUCAAUAUUGCGACCUGAAUUAGUUGCGUUCCUUACAAAUGAAUCUCCAGUUCAGUUUCUAAGUGGGUGGCUUUGUGUUUCACAUAUGAUGCUUCAGUCUAUUCAAGCACUCUGAACCCAGGAAAGCUUUCUGUUAUUGCAGUUCAUUUAUUUGUGUGUGUGUUCCUGGAAGUUUUCACCUCCUGGCUGGGACCACUGUUGAGAACUUCCAAAGCUUUGUGAUCUAGUUCAGGGUGACCUGCCAGUGAUUAUCUCUUAAUGUACGUUCGUUUCUUUCUUCACAUGGUUGGUGGCAAGAGCAAAAAAUGUGGUGCUCACUUGCAAGCCUCCAAAGAUACCUUUGACAUGGGGAUGAUUGAAGAGAGGAUGACUGACAGGCUGUGAUGACUGUAACCAAACUGUCUUGCCUCCACUUGGCCUUUGAAGAACGGAGCUACAAGAUUGCUUUAUUAAGAGAGUUAGGGUUUAGAUGCUUUCACCACUGUUGUCCCUAUGUUCUGAUUAAAGCUGUCAUUUCAUACAUCUGUCUCUCAUGUGUGUGUGUGUGUGUGUGCACGUGCACGUGCACAUGCACACACACCGUAGGGACAUCUGGAGUGCUUUAGUUUUAUUUCUUACCUUCCCAAGAAAAGUGCAUGUGUCGUAGAAGAUAGGCUGUGUAACAUGGCAUGAAUAAUGGAUUUCUUUGUACGAGGAAUGCUUUGCUCACAUGUAAAUGAAGAGCCUUCGGUGAUGACAAUUUCAGAAAAGCUGCUAGGUAGCAGGUGACUCACUUAAAAAAAGAAAUUCUACAAAAUAUGUUUAAACAGGAGAAAGGGGAUUCCCUUCUAUAAGCCCCGUUACAAUUUUCUGUUUGUUUUAGAGCCCUCCUUUCUGGCAAGCCUUCAGUGUGGCUUGCAAUUUAGCCAUAACAGUGUAAUAUUUAAUUCCCGCCCCCCAACUGGUAUUCCAUACUUCUUGCUAGGUUAUUAGGGCAAGUAGCAGGCACAAAGUUUUCUCUUCUCACCCUGCUAAUAACCCUGUGGAAAUGAGAAAUACUGCUUAGCCCAAGGUCACCAGACAACUGCAUUGCUGAACAGUGGUUUCUUAACUAGGUUCUCCCUGGUCCAAGUAAAAAACUUUGUCCAUUGCUGUAAUACUAGCUUUAUAAUAAUGCAUGCACUAGUGUUAAAUAGUACAACACACGGUCAGAAUCAGGUACGGUCACCAAAGUGGCAUCAUGCUAAUUUUCCCGAUUCACUGAAAGAUGCCAGAAAUUAAAAUUUAUUGCAUUUGAUGAGAAUGGUAAUGACACACUCAACCUUUCCAUAGAAAACCAACCUUCUCAGACAAAUGUUGGACAAUAUCCUACCCCAGUGCAGAAUUCAUACAACAGUAGUCCUUGUUACACAUAAUUCUUUAGGUCCAAUAUUGUUGUUGACCAGCAAACUGUGGUGCUCCAUAUGUUGUUGAACUCCACUCGUAUCAUCCCCAGCCAACAUGGCUAAUAGUCAGGGACGGUGGAAGAUGAUGUUACCCUAUCUACAUCCCAUGACAUUGCCACACCCACAGUAGUUAAUAAUGGCCCCAAAUGCUAGUAGCUGCUGGAAAUUUACCACUUGCACUUGUCAUUCUGUAAUCAAAAUGCUCCUGGGACAUAAAUCCCCCCCCCAAUAAACUCAAAAGUUGCAGUGGGGGUGCCCAUCUAAUGUAGAGAAUUGGAGCUAAAAAAAUUCAAAUAAAAACGAAUGUCUGGAAUAAGGAACAGUAUUGAGUUUUCUUUCUGAAAACAAAUGAACCCAGGGCAUUAAAUAUCCUGAAGAAAGCAAUUGUUGUUGUUUAGUCAUAUAGCUGUGUCCGACUCUUCGUGACCCUAUGGACCAGAGCACGCCAGGCACUCCUGUCUUCCACUGCCUCCUGCAGUUUGGUCAAACUCAUGUUCGUAGCUUCAAGAACACUGUCCAACCAUCUCAUCCUCUGUCGUCCCCUUCUCCUUGUGCCCUCCAUCUUUCCCAACACCAGGGUCUUUUCCAGGGAGUCUUCUCUUCUCAUGAGGUGGUCAAAGUAUUGGAGCUUAGCUUCAGGAUCUGUCCUUCCCGUGAGCACUCCGGGCUGAUUUCCUUAAAAAUGGAUAGGUUUGAUCUUCUUGCAGUCCAUGGGACUCUCAAGAGUCUCCUCCAGCACCAUAAUUCAAAAGCAUCAAUUCUUUAGUGAUCAGCCUUCUUUAUGGUCCAUCUCUCACUUCCAUACAUCACUACUGGGAAAACCAUCGCUUUAACUAUAUGGAUGUUUGUCGGCAAGGUGAUGUCUCUGCUUUUUAAGAUGCUGUCUUGGUUUGUCAUCACUUUUCUCCCAAGAAGCAGGUGCCUUUUAAUUUCGUGACUGCUGUCACCAUCUGCAGUGAUCAUGGAGCCCAAGAAAGUAAAAUCUCUCACUGCCUCCAUUUCUUCCCCUUCUAUUUGCCAGGAGGUGAUGGGACCAGUGGACAUGAUCUUAGUUUUUUUGAUGUUGAGCAAUUACAUUUUGCAUUUAGGGGUGCUGUUUUAUCUCAGUAAAAGGAAAAUUGGGUAAAAAUGUAUUAAAGGGUUUAUUCAAACCAAAAAGGAUCUAGGAAUGCAGAUUUAAGUGCCCUUUAAAAAAUCACACACAUUGAUUUUACUUUGGGACAUUUUACUACCCCGAGGCACCCCAACAAUGGAAUUUGAUUUGGGUUAGUAAAAUGCCUUUGUCCCCGUUUAGGAGUUUCAAUCCAGUGCAAGCUUGCCUGGGUGUAUUUUAUUUAUUUAUUAAAUUUCUAUACCACCCUUCAUCCAAGGAACAUAGGGCAGUUUACAAUAUAAAAACACAAACAUGCAUACCAUAAUAACAAACACAAUACUCCCCAGUUAUUUAUUUAUUUAUUUAUUUAAUACUGUAAAUAAUGUAAACUCCAUUGAACACUGUGGGGCUUAUUUUGAGUAAACAUAAGAUCGUACUUCAUACAAGUGAAAAACAUUUAAGAACUGUCUUCCUAAGAAAUACAUUGUAAUGCUUAACACCCUAUUUGAUGCUAUAUAGCAUCCAAGAAAAUACCCUCAAAAGCUACUAGACCACUCUCCUGCUUAAAGUCAUUUUUCCUCAGUUCAGUUUUUCUGAAAGAAAAAACUACCAACUAUUUUCCAGUUUCUCAACCAUACCUUACUUGCCAUCAGCAGCAAGUGAUAAUCUGCUAUAUAGAUUAUAAAUACAACAAUGGUAAUAAUAGCAAUUGUCCUUAGCUGUGGAAGAGAGGACACGCUUCUAGUGAGUCUCUGCAUUUCUUAGGGAAGCCCCAUUUGAAAACCAUGUUCUUUGAGCCUGCAUUCAGUUGCUCCCUCCUCCUACAGAGCCGCACAUGGAAUCUACAUUUCACCUCACUUGCCAUAAAUAAGACUGCAACUUCCAUAGCCAACUAUUUUCUAUAGCUUUCACUGUCAGUUGAUCAUAUUGGAUUAAAACACACCAAUAUUUCUGGUUAUCAAAGGGUAAAGGAAAGGAUGAGCCGAAGAAGGGACUGAUUGUAUUUGGGUCUGAAAUCUCAUGCCGUCCUGUAUAAUUGAGAAUCCAUUUUUGCAAAGACAACUUCUAUUCGGGACAUUAGUUCAGAAAAUGGCUUUUUGUUCAGAUUCCUGCGACUGGAAGAGGUUGUAUGUGAGUAUAUUAUAAGUGGACGUAUAUGCAUGCAAGGGUAUGUGAGAGAAAGAUUUCCACCAUUGGAACUCAGUUGGAUUUUUGUACACUAAUGCAUGAAGGUCAUCUCCUUUUAGAUUUGUUGCUUUAUAAAGCAGUAGAAGCUGGGAACACAUGCAGGUCUAAAUUGUUGUUGUUGUUUUUUAAAAAAAACUUUAAUCAGAGAGACUAGCCUUCAGUAUAUUAGGCCAAUAAUUCUUCUGUGUUGCUGAUUUAAGAUGUGGGAUUCCACUAGGUUUGGCUUUUCUUAGCCAUGUAGGAAAACUUACCUUGAAGUGGCUUUUGAGGAAUUGCAGCUUUCUCCACCACAAUUUUGCUGCUUGUUACAUAGCAGGUUUGUGCUCUCUGCACCAGUGGUAGGAUGAAAGUAUGCUGCCAGAUCUGGAAGCUCUCCUCCCCAAAACCCAAUGUCUGUGACAGGAACUUGUGGCCCUCCAGAUGUUGGAUUCCAUUUCCCAUAAUCCCUAGCCAGCAUGGCAAAUAGUCUCAGAUGCUGGUCGUUGUAGCCCACCAAAAUCUGGAAGGCUAUAGAUUCCCCGCAAUGAGUUAGCGUGGUUUCCCUCAUGGUGAGAGAAGUUUCCAUUGUACAUGCUUCAGAGAACGCUUUCAUUUUCGCAAUGUGUUAAAGUUGAAUUUUGACAUUCAAAACAGGUUGCUCAUAGCACCUUGGGCUAAACAGGAGUGGGGAACUUAAUGCGGCCCUUCAUGCCUCUUUUCCUGGCCCUUGGAACCUUCCAGAGGCUGCACCCUCCACUGGCUAUUGCUUCACACCACCUGUGUUUUUGCCUAGCUGCCAUGUGCCUUUGAACUCUUAUGUUUCUUGCUCUUCUGAGUGGAGGAGACAAGAGUGUAUGAUUGUGUGUAGAAACUAGCCCACUGUAUAAAGGUAAGGAUUACGUUUGUUGCUCUUCUCACCUUUGCCUUUGGCCGGCGGGCAUGUGGCCCUCAGAAGGUUGCCCAGAAGAGAAAGCAACCCUCAAGCUGAAAUAGUUUCCCCGUCCCUUGACUGAUAUGAAACCCCUGAGGGGUCAACUAGUCUAGCUCUUCACAUUGAGUAGAAUACCCCUGUUCUAUAAAAUACUCAAUUGCCUCCAAAUGGGUGGCUAACUUCAGGUGGCACCAAGCACAUGGACAUGAUUUGAUCCACAUCCAUUUUCCUUGCAACAUACUUGUGCAAUGUUUGUUUGUCUUUUGAUGGGUUAGGUGAGCAUGUUUGAGGGAAAUGGCCUCAUGGGUCAUAUUGCACCCCUGCCUUUCAGGCCACGAUUGGGCUGGAUGUCUCAUCCCCUUGAUUUAGAAUGUGCAUAAGAGGCUCUGAGCAGAGGGGAGGAUGUCAGAGAAGCACAUGUGCCCUCACUUGAGCUGGUCAGAAGCUGAGGUACUUCCACCCACAUAUUCCUCCUCCUCUCUGCUCAAAGUAUUGCACAAACUCUGCAGUAGUUUCAGCUCUGGGGCAGCAGCCAGGGGAAGGACUUGCUUUUACUGGCUAAGGAGGAUGCCUGUCAUUAAGUCAGACUGUCCACUGCUACAAGGAAAGAGGAAGGAACAAGAAGAUGGCCAUGCUGGAGGGCAAAGGAAACCCUUAGCAUCUUCCUUUAGUAAAACAACAAUUUCCAGUCCUCUUUCACUGUAGAUCAUGAGUUAACAGUUGCAAAGUCAAUGAAGCUACAGGCCAAUAUAAGUGAGUAAAGAGUCUCCCUCUAACAAGUUUAUAGCCACUGUAAAAUGUUUUCCUGGAUGACUCUAAAAAGAUAAACCUAUAUUACAGCUGGGUUUCAACAUCCAGUAAGAGGCAGAGCACUCAAUCCUGCUGUGUGUUGCUUCACCAGCAUGUUCCCUGCAGAGAACACGUUGGCAAAGCAAAUCCUUGCAGAGAGCUGAUUGAAACCUCUGCUCAGCUGAGGGUUUAGUGGUAUCACACAUACCCAGUCACCAAGCCUUAGUUGGCAGCAGGGCAUGGAAAAAAACUUUCAGUAUUGGGAGUAGGAGGUAUAUUAGUCCAUAAGGUGCCAUGGUGUUAGGCCUUUUUUCUAUUUAAAAUGUGGAAGAUUCCUUCCAUAGAUCAGUCCUCAGUACAGGGAUUUUCUUUUUUAGGGGGGAGGAUAUCGAAUAAUAUGUCUUGAAUUAAGUUAACAAUUUAAUUAACCAAAGUGAACACAUAUUGCUAGAAGGAAAUGCUGUUCAGUUUUCUUUUCAUUUCUUGUUAUAACAACAUAGCAGAGUCAGAACACCUUAACAAUAUGAUCCAGCACUGGCCUUCCAUCUCAGCCCGCCAAUUAAGAUUUACCUCCAUUGAUUUGUUCCUGUUGAGAAGUUGAUUAAUCUGCUGAUUAAUGUAUGUUUUGAUCAAGGCUGUCCUUCUCAUUUCCUCAGCUGCUCCUUUGUUCCAGGAAGUCUUUGUUCUUCCUAUGAUUGUUUAUUCUUGCCAUCCCAUUUUGCAAUAUUAUUUCUUUUGUGCAAACGGAAUGUGAUUUCCUUGGCUUCGUUUAGCCCUGCCUGUCACCACUCUCCCGUCUGUAGCAGCUCAUAAAGAAAACUAAUGAGAAUCUGUCUCCAAUCACCUUUGUCUUCAUUAGAUUUUCAUCAGCCUUCUGUGACUCCACCGGUGCCUUGGUGAAACUACUGGUGACACACAUUGGAAGUAUUAAAUAAUCUUGCUCCAGGUUAUGUACUUCUGUGGCAACUCCAUGAUCUCCGCAGGGGAGCUAGGAGUGAAAGUCCUCUGGCAGGAAUAAUAAUAAUAAUAAUAAUAAUAAUAAUAAUAAUUUAUUUAUACCCUGCCCAUCUGGCUGGGUUUCCCCAGCCACUCUGGGCGGCUUCCAACAAAAUAUUAAAAUACAGUAAUCUGUCAAACAUUAAAAGCUUCCCUAAACAGGGCUGCCUUCAGGUGUCUUCUAAAAGUCUGGUAGUUGUUGUUCUCUUUGACAUCUGGUGGGAGGGCGUUCCACAGGGUGGGUGCCACUACCGAGAAGGCCCUCUUAAUGGUUCCCUGUCACUUCGCUUUUCGCAGUGAGGGAGCGGCCAGAAGGCCCUCGGAGCUAGACCUCAGUGUCCGGGCAGAAUGAUGGAGGUGGAGACGCUCCUUCAGGUAUACUGGACCAAGGCUGCUUCGGGCUUUAAAGGUCAACACUAACACUUUGACUUGUGCUCUGAAAUGUACUGGGAACCAAUGUAGGUCUCUCAGGACCGAUGUUAUAUGGUCUUGGCGGCCGCUCCCAGUCACCAGUCUAGCUUCCACAUUCUGGAUUAGUUGUAGUUUCCAGAUCACCUUCAAAGGUAGCCCCACAUAGAGUGCAUUGCAGUAAUCCAAGCGAGAGAUAACCAGAGCAUGCAUCACUCUGGCAAGACAGUCCGCGGGCAGAUAGGGUCUCAGCCUGUGUGACAGAUGAAGCUGGUAAACAGCUGCCCUGGACACAGAAUUGACCUGCGCCUCCAUGGACAGCUGUGAGUCCAAAAUGACUCCCAGACUGCAUACCUGGUCCUUCAGGGGCACAGUUACCCCAUUCAGGACCAGGGAGUCCUCCACACCUGCCUGCCUCCUGUCCUCCCAAAGCAGUACUUCGGUCUUGUCAGGAUUCAACCUCAAUCUGUUAGCCGCCAUCCACCCUCCAACUGCCUCCAGACACUCACACAGGACCUUCACCGCCUUCACUGGUUCUGAUUUGAAAGAAAGGUAGAGCUGGAUAUCAUCUGCAUGUUGAUGGACACCCAGCCCAAACCCCCUGAUGACCUCUCCCAGUGGCUGCAUGUAGAUGUUAAAAAGCAUGGGGGAGAGGACAGAACCCUGAGGUACCCCACACGUGAGAGCCCAGGGGUCUGAACACUCAUCCCCCAACACCACUUUCUGAACACGGCCCAGAAAGAAGGAGCGGAACCACUGUAUAACAGUGUCCCCAGCUCCCAGCCCCUCUAGACGGUCCAGAAGGAUGUUAUGGUCGAUGGUAUCAAACGCCGCUGAGAGAUCCAGCAGAUCUUGAAACAGCAAACUGGGAAACAUUUCUUCUUUGAUACACAAGCAUAUGAAUCUGUCUUACAACGAGUUAGAUCACUGGCAAGUGUAACUCAGGACUUUCAGCUCUGGCUGGCACCUCUCCUACUCAGAGUAGAACCUAAGUUAGUUGCCCCAUUAAUUUCAGUGGGUCUACUCUGAGUAAGAUUUAGUUGGAUGCAAUGCUAAACCUUGGCUCAAAGGGCUGUGAACAAUCUUGAGAUCUUGAAGAUCCCUUUAACUUCAAAUGCUUGGCAUUGAAACUAGAGCGUCCAGCAUGCAACGCCUGUGCUCUACCUCUUAACUGUUGAGUGGGAUGGGCUGCUCAUGGACCCAAACAUAAUUAUGUGCAGCCAUUGGCCUAAUUUUAAAAGCUCUCCAAGUAAGUGAUCACGUCAUACCUCUGGCAAGAGGGAUCUGUCCUCCCCCAGAGAAGUAGAGAAGGGUUGCAGAAAGAGAGAGAGAGGGACGGCUGUGCCUAUUUUUGACUCUGAUCCCAUCCACACUCAGCAUUCCCACCCUCCCAGAGAUUACCCCCAAGUGAACGCAGAAAAAAGUUAGCUUAGCCCAAGAAGCCCACUAAAAAUGUGGAUUUGAGGUAUGCAACAGAGAUGUAGACAAGCAUAGGCCUUUAAAAUGUUCAAGGAGCUAUGCUAGCCUUUUCCUCACUGACUGAAAAUCUGUCCUUCUCCAAACUUUAGUCCUUUUGAAAAGUCAGACCCCCUUUGCAUCUGAUUCAAAGAAUAGGGCUGCAAAGGUAAACUUGGAAAUGCAAGCAGCUGUUCAGUGUAAACGAAAGCAUAGAAGGUUGAAAUUUCCUCCAGGUCCCUCUCUGUCCUUUCCACAUCGUAAUGUGAAUUUAUGCUAAUCUUUUUCAGUUUUGUUUUCAUCCCGGGUACUCUGAAUAGAGAUUUGAAGGCUUUUGUCCUCAUAGCAGGCUAGUAGCACUAGAAUGGGAAUAAUUUUCCUAAGCAUUUUGGGCAUGUUGCAUAGAUCUGAAUUACUGCUCUGACACCUUAAGGGUCAUUGCACCACACACACACACACACACACACACACACACAGUAAAUCCCAGCAACACAGGGACUUCACGAGUUGCAUGGCUUGGCUGCCCUGUGUCUUCUGUCAAUGUUGUGACCAGAGAAAAGGUUUUUUGACAAUCCUUGGGUACACCCACCUUGUCUUGCUCUCUUACUUGACCUCUAUAUGUCUCAAAUGAUGGGGGUGUUGGAUUUGGGAAAUCUGCAUUUCUUCUCAGCCUCAUUUGAGGAAAUUUCUUUAGGAAUGUUUCCUAUCUGUUUUCCAGAAGUAUGGUAGUGAGCUACUCUAUGCGUUUUUUGGCUUUUUUUUUUUUUUAGGAUGAAAGAGAACAAAAGCACUUAUCUUUUGAGCCUGGCCAGGCUAUAAAUCUAAUUAAGUGCAACAUUUUUUAAAUUGCCUGUUGUCUUGCGUUGAAGUAUAGCUGAAAACCCUCCCAGAUGCCAACCCUACUCAGGUUACAAAUGACAAGAAUGUGUUUGGGUCAUUCUCUUGCUGGUGUUUACUCACUGCCUUUAUUUAUUUUGCUGAAUGAAUCAUGUCUCAGGCUCAUCUUGUAACCAUUCUGUGGCUGCGCAGAGUUGUCAGGCCAUUUGGGAUUGGAAUCUCAAAGUACACAAUCUUGCAGUUGGGGGAAUAGUUUGCAUAAUUACAUUUAUAAACUCGAUUCUUGCCUUUUGCUUACCAUUGUGGUUGAAGAGCAAUGUUGCAUUUUGCUGAGCAAAAUUAGCAAAAGACAGGUCCCUGUCUCAAGGAGCUUCCAAUACUAGAAAAGAGAAAAGUGUGGAUAACAAGCCAAUAGAGAAAGGGGAGGAAUGGGUCAGAGUAACCAAAGAUGAAUGUAAGCAGAUGGCUGUUACAUCCAGCCAGGCAUGCAGUGCAAUCGUAUGCAUAUUUACUUGGAACAUAUGGGACUUACUCCCAGGAAAGCCUGUACAACAUUUCAGGCUUUGUAUAAUAGAGCUUCAGGCUUAGUUUUAGUUUGGGGUGUUGAAUAAUGGAUUGGCCUAAAGACUUCUUGGAAAGGCCAGUACCUAAUUAUUUCAUCAAGUAAGUGGAUCAGAAGAAGUCAAAUUCUUCAUUAUCCUUGUUUAGUAUUUUUGGACAGCUCAAGCUCAAGCUGGAACACUCUUCAGUACCAAGGACAGCUCUAGUGAUUGCUCAUGAUUUGCCUGGAAGGCUGGCACUAGUGUGCAUAUUAUACGUACUGUGUUACGUAUAACUAAUGUAUUAAAUUAAGCUUACCCCCAGAACAUGUCAAAGAAUGCCUCCAUUCCCCCCCCCCCGUGUUACUCUUAUACACCAAAAUUAAAUAUCCACCAUAUGUUUGGGGGAUGUAGUUAGUGCCCAGUGAUUAAAAGGUUUGUUUCUGAAUCUACAAACAACUCCAAAAUAAAAAAGCACUAUCCUAAAGAAGAUACAGAAUAAGUCAGAAUACCAAAUACAAUAAAUGGCCCAGAUAUUGUCCUCCCUUGAAAGCCCUCAUCUCUGAAGAUUAUGGACUCCCGUACAGUUAGAUUUGUGCAGGGUGCUGAAAUUACACAAACUGAGCUUUUCAGCUAGUUGGGCUCACCAAGAGCACUCUCUAAAAUUGUGAAUGGUAAAUCUCAUGGCAGGUGAGUAGUUUUCCCUGCUGCUGAGAGCGACAAAGGCUUUCAGUGGAAGAUAUCACCCAGUGUCUUGGACUCUCAGAAUCUUUGCUACUUGACUUUUUCUGUAGUUUCUUUAGGAUUAUGUCUCUUACCUUCAGGUUUUGCCUUUAUUAAGAAUGUCCCACUUCCUGGGUAGUUUUUAUUUUUAUUUUUAAGGUUUCAAAUUAGUGCAGAUGUAUGUUUAUCAGUUGAUGGCUUACUUGCCUUGCAUGUGUGAAUGCAUUACCACAGAUCAAAGAUCAGAGACGCAACUUCCAUGUCACUUCACCUCACUUCAGACAUAAUUGGUUGCAUUCCUAACGCCACUUACCUGAAAGUAAGCGCCAAUGAAUUCAAUAGGACUUAAUUUUGAAUAGGCAUGGUUAGGAUUGCAUUAUAAGUUAGUUGCAUAUAGGCCCCAUUGAAAUCAAUGGGACAAGUUAGUCAUGACUGAAGUCUCAUUGAUUUCAUUGGUAACUAAGUGCAACUAGUGUGUUAUAGAUCUAGCCCAAUGCUGAAUAAAGUUACAGUAUAUGUAUGGACGUGUGAACCAGUCCUUAAAUGACACUUUUCUAUGAAAAACCAAGUUGGGGUUUGAUGAAAAUAGUAUUGUUUAAUAUUUCAUUUAGGCAACAGGAAUGGCAAUGGUUAUUCUGGUUUUGUUUUCUGUUUACUCUUCAAAAUAUAUGGGUGCCUUACUGUUCACAAGCAAAAUGAACUGUGAACUGCUUGACUGACCUUUGGGUUGCUUUGUUUUUUGCUUUUAUAUGAUUAGGAAUUCUGUUCCAUCGAUUUUGCUUCUCCACCUCAGUCUGCUAGUUUCGACAUCUCACUGCAUGCUUGCGACCCGGCAAGUUCUGUGGUCCCUGCUGUGUGAAGAUGGCUUUGCAAAGGAUUCUGGGAUAUGAGUACUUUUAUUAGACAGAAAGAUGCUGCUUCAAAUGCUCUUUAUUUUACCUACUGUCUCUAGCCUUUUUUUAAAAAAAACAAAAGAAAACAAAAAGCAAUGCAGUGGCAUGAGCAACAUACACAGAAUCUGCUCCAGUUGUUGACCCUGCCCAUAUUGAACAGUUGUUUUAAAAAUGUGGCUUUUCAGUUAGUUUGUUAAAUGUAUUGUAAGCCACCUUGGACAUGAAAAUCAUGACUGAGAGGCAGGGGUGCAAAUAUUCUAAAUAUUCAUUAGGCCACCUGUGGGGUGCAUUGAGUGGAAGAGUCUUUUCAAAACCUUAUAAUAAACAAACAAACAGGAGGAGCAACAUUAUUCUCUACCCCACCCCCCAAUGCUUAUGGAGGUAGGUAAGAGAGGGUCUUUUUAAAUGACCAGGAAAAUACUGGAGGGGUUGAAAUUCCCCUUGGCUCUCCCUUUACCCCCCUCCGUCCCCCAAAAAACUAACCAACCACCUUGGCCACCACUUUUCUGUUUGCCCCAGGUGAAUAACCUUGACAGAGGAGAGUAGUACCCAAGAUCUUUUGAGUAGGAAUGGAGAUUGAAGAGUGUUGACUGAGGGAAGUGAGGUGCUCAGUCAACAGAAAUGGGCUGCAGUCACUUUCCUUGCAUAGGUUGAUUCAUUGAAGGUGCCUGAGCCUUCCUUUCUCCAGUGUAUUAUUUCUUAUUUCACCUUUGAUCCUGAAGGGUGAAAUUGGGCUCAGAGAGCACCCUUUGGCAUGCACUCUCUGGGCUUCAGUGCUUUCCUUUUGUAAGCAAAGUGUGGCUGGGGGGUCUUCUCCCCUGAAAGUGGACACUGAGAAGAGGGAUUUCCUGUACAGUUCAUCCUUCCCCUUUGCAAAUUUCAUGGGGCGCCAAUUUUUUAUUGUUAUUUAUUGCAUGGAAAUGAAUUCCUGGCUAAACAUAGCAAUACAAUGCCCAUGUACCUUGGGAGACUGUUCCUGUAGGCUCUGAGCAGUAGCGAUAAUAAACAGUUGGAGGAGUCCUUUCCUCAGCUCUGGCAUCAUCUAUUUAUUUUGCAGUGACCUCUCAAUAAGGCCAGCUCCAUAUUAAAUUAUUUGUCCAUAUAUUAUCCAACACAGGAUCAUUUGUACACAGAAAAUGAGGCGAGUGAUGGGGAAAUAGCAAGUACAAACUGAACAGCAAGACUGUUAGUAAGAUUGUUGUUGAAUUUGAACAAGACAGGGAAGGGAGAAAUGGCUAAACUGAACUAAAAAUCCUAAUUGGGGGUGGGGAGGGGCCAGAGAGCUGAUCUGCCAGAACUGUAGAAGGAUAACUCUGAAAUAAUAAAAAUGCUGGUAUUUAUUUGUAUUUUUAUUUCAAAGGUUCCAAUUAUUGCUUAUUAAAGCUAGGAGCAUAAAAACAAAGUCUAAACAUGUUUGAAACUUAGAAAACAUAGGCUUAUAUCACCAGUGCAAAUUAGAUUAUCCUGUUCCCCAACAGGUUGUAACCAGUUGACAGGCAAAUGCGCUGGUGAUAAGAUGUUAGUAUGGCAGAAGUCCUGCAGAAGCCAAAGGCUCCAUUGAAUGAGCUAUAAGACCACAUUGUAAGGGCCAAAAUAGAUGGGACAGAGAUACAUUGAUCAUAUAUUUUAUCCCUUAAUUAAGGGAGAGCUGUGGGCAGGAACCCAAGUCAGAUUGGGACUGGAAGAAUGGAGGAGGGUUUUAGAAAACCCAUCCCAUUUUCCUACAGUACAUUGCUGCUUGCUCCAUUAAGAAAAACAUAGUUACUGUCCUAAAAAUGUGCAACCUAAGCAGCCAGGGAGUCUUUAAAACAGACUACACCCUCCCUCUUUAACUGUGUGAAAGGAGAAGUACCUGCUUUCUCGCUGUGUUAUGAAGGUUGCUGUUGUGUGCUUAAUCUGGCUUUUGCUUGUCAGCCCAUUGUAAUCCAUUUGACUAGUACAUACUUCUAUAUAAUUCUGUAGCAGACUCAAUGUAAUGUACCGUAUUUUUCCCUCUAUAAGACACCCCCAUGUAUAAGACACCCCCUAUUUUGGGGGACUCAGAUUUAAGAAAUUGGGGGGGGAGAUGUAUUCGUGUAUAAGAGGCUCCCUAAUUUUUGACAUUAUUUUUAAGGGAAAAAUCUUAGUCUUGUACACAGAAAAAUAUGUUAAUUUGAAUUAUGAGAACUCUGAGGAUGAAAAGUUUUGUGGCAAAAAAUGUAGGUGAUUAUGGUUUCUAAAUGUGGCCCAAUGCUUUUUGAGUUGUAAGGACGUGUACAUUUAAAAAAAAAAUUGGGUGAGGACUAACAUAAACUGCCCCAAAGUGUCUUCACUUCCUUCCUUUCUUACUAUAACCCCACUGUUCUGUGUUAAACCAUUAUGCCUUUUUCCUUUCGGUAUGGGUUUUGUACAUGAAGUAUCCUUUAUUCAAGCUGCUGUCAAUUUUCUUAGCUCUACAACUUGAUAUCAUGAUCCAAACCUCAAGCAAAAUGACCAAAUCACAGACCAAUCAGUGACAAAUAUGAUAAAUAGGUGAUAAAACAAAAAUACAACAGUGGACUCAAACCUGUGAUAUUAUAUUAUAUCAUACAAUAUGAUAUGAGUUGCAGCCAAUAAGCCAUAAAAAACCCAUGCAUUAAUGAAAAUACAACACAUCACAAAACUAAGCCUCAACAAAUUUAAACAACCAACAUGAAGCUUGUCUAUAACAGAAAUAAUAAACAAUCCAUGAAAACGGUAUGUGACGGAAAUAAUAAAUAGUCCAAUAUAAUGUAAAUGAGUUCCAUCUGUGAAUGGAAUGCAUCAAAUAAAGCUGAUGUACAAAUUGCAUGCAGUAGUAAAGUUAAUAUGAUGAAAACUUUGGAAUAUAUUUUUGCUUAAGUACGUCCUCAGAAACUACUGUGAUGGAUGGCAUCCAAGCCUGAUUCUUCCCAAGAUAUCACUGGGCACACAGCAAUUCAGUAAAACCAUAAGUAACAAAAAGCAGAGAGCUACAGACAGACGGUAAACAAUGUUGUAAACUUUUCCAAUAGCCUUCCAAAUCUCAAACAACCACCAGGACUCUGACCCAAAGACAGAGGAGCCAGCCAGAUCAAGAGGCCUAAUGGAGCAAGCCAUGGAAGUGCUGGACCCCCAUACCCAAGGCCUGACAUGAAGCCAGGGACCCCUGAACUGAGACCCCUCACACAAUACCCCUUGAGCCAGAUUGCCCUUGUGGGACUCCCUCCUCCCAUACCAGGGGCUUCAUAUACUGCAGUGCAGCAGGCAGGCAAGAAGAGAGAGGAAGUUGCCAGAGCGCUGUGCUCUAAGUCAGAAAGUUGCCUCUUUAAUAAUACUGUCUGUUCUUCAGGAAGCGUGAAGAGCCUGGAAGAGAUAAUAUGGCCCAUGCAGAAUAGAAGUGAAACAGAAGCACUGCAGCCUAGUGGUCCCAGCAACCUUUCUCUGCAGGUCUUGCCCUGAUGAGGCAGGUGUGAGGACUAAAGGUCCCCGCCUUCCCAGUGCCCACUAAGGCUACUUCUCUGCUGGGUCUUUCCCAAGCAGUCUCAAACUGUGCCUGCACAAAACUGAUUUCUGUUCAACCUGCUUAAUUUCCCUGCAUGCCCCAGGAGACCAAGGGGGAGGAGAGCUGGGUGUUGGGAUGCAGCCAAGGAAUCGGGGCAAUUGGCUGGCUCCAGCCCACCGGCCGGUGUGCCAGGCGAUCUCCAGUCCUUGGAUCAGCAUGAAACUGCGACCCGAGCUUCAGAAGCCUUCAGAAGCUGGAGCAUGCAACUCAGCAGAGUAAAUAACGCUUCGCAACAGAAGUGGCAGGGAGACGGCUGUGUGAGCAUAUUUACAAGCAGUUUAUUCAGCAUAUUGUUGUUGUUUAGUCGUUAAGUCGUGUCCGACUCUUCGUGACCCCAUGGACCAGAGCACGCCAGGCACUCCUGUCUUCCACUGCCUCCCGCAGUUUGGUCAGAUUAUUCAGCAUACAUCAGGACAAAAGGAAAACAUGUCUUCUCUCCUUCGUGUCCAAGCAAACAGCACAUAAGCAAAAGCUAUACACAAACGGAAGUUCCCAGCAAGCUGUGCUGGAGUGUAAACAGGCAUGUGACACACAACAGUCAUGCCUGUUCCUUAAGGUGGAACGGAAUAUCCUAACACUGGGUGCAGUUGGAGGGGGAUACUUUCAGGAGAGGGAGACUACCCAGCUUCAUCAUCCUGCCUCUUUUGUCUCCUGGUCCCACACCUCUCCAGCCCCCUCUUCUGCCUCAGAGUCUGAAACAGACUCUUCCUGCUCACUAAACCCUGUUACUUCCCUUGCAUAUUACCCUUCCUCCUCCCAGUCUGUUCUUCCUCACUCUUGUCCCUCCGACCACUCACUGUCGUCCCACCACCAAUCCCCUGGCUCUGAGCAGUCUUCCUUUGGGGGCUCCCCAGCUGGUGCCUCCCACCAAUCCUGUGCAUCCAGCCACUCCAUGACAUAGGCUUUAAAAUUAAGGUAUUCAUCGGUAUCUGGGGAUUCUCAAUACAACUAAACAUGAAUCCACCUUUUCUGCAUUGCGGGGUCUUUUUCGAAAGACCAUGAGAUGCUGAGUUAGGGGAGACUUUGUAGGACAACCUGCUCCUCAUACAUCUGAAUAUUCAGCUUACCCACUAGGAGCUGUAAUGAAAAAUCUUGAUGGAGAUUCUCGAUGAAAAACAUGGGGUCAUUCCCUACUCAGAUGGAUAGAGGAUAAGCAGGAAAUUCUCAAGCAAACCCUUACAGAGCCAUUCAUCAGCCGGACACGGAAUGGAACAAUGCAGUAAUUCCUCCCCAGCAAGCAAAGAAAGAGCCUUCAGGAAUGAAAGAUAAAUCAGACCUCCUCCACUGGCAGGUUGUAGUGUAGUAAUUUUGCAAGGUUCCAGCAAUCAGUGACCUCUAAUCCAGGGUGAUGUACUUGAGAAGCAGGUUUUAAUAACGCAUUUCCACAAAACACCAUGCACUGGUGACUCAUGCAGUGCCAAAAGACAGAGAAGAAUCUCUUCUUGCAUAAGUGUACACUGAGCACACUGGCUGAGACUGUAAACUUGUUUUCUCUUGCAGACCAUUGGGACACUGCUGGCUAUUGGAAGAGUUUACAAUGCAAACUCCAAGGCCUAAUUCAUAUGCCAUUGGGAACUCAGCCAGAUGGAUGCUGCCUUGGUGUUAUUGGCUGCUUGUGGCUGCUAGUCCCCCCCGCAAAAGAAAAUCUGGGUGGGUGAUCAAAACUAUGUCCCUGCUUCAUCCACCAAAGUAACCUAGUAUCCAUAUUGUAAUGGUUCUAGUGGUUGCUCGUGCGUAAGCCGGUGCAAACACCUGGCUGGAUUGCCUGAGUGAACCUUUUCUGUCCGGACAGCCACUCACCCGUGGCUGUCUCAAUCGCUGGCAGAAUCCAUCAGUGGGCGUUUCUUAAACUUCUUCCAGCAAAGAAGCUCUUUGACGCCUAGUCUCCUCCUACUUUCUCUGCGCGAAAGCCUUCUGCGCAAGGAGGGCGUAGGCAGCGGAGGAGCUCUACUCUCCCCGCUGGUCCCCGGCAAGGAGUCAUGGGACCGCCUCGCCGCUUCCCCCAUCUGCCCCCCUUCUCCACUGGUGCUACGCUGAUUCUCUUCCCCAUCUCCCAAUCCUGGGACGCUCUCCGGAAUCCCUCUGGAUUUUGCUCUCUCCCUCCGGCACUGAUGGCAGUUCCCUGACACAUAUCAAAAACAAUAAACUAAAACAACAUACACGGUGGUUUUUCUCUUCUUAUUAGGUUGUCGGCUGCUAAUUUUGCUUACAACAGCCCAGCAGAAAGAGACUGUAUUGUUAUCCCCAUAUUUUAGAUAAAAUUCUACCCAUGCUAAUAUAUUUCAUGAUUUGGUUACCAUCAGCCUGAGCUGCAUGGAGCUGGUUAACAUGAGGCUAACUGUGUAAAGGGAAGCCUUUGGGGAAGAGAAGCUCUCGGGAACAACUGUGCCACAAUGGUGAUAUAUUGCAGCAGGCCUAAACAGAGGAUUUCUCCCUCCCCAUCGUCCAGCCAAGACACUGAGCUCCUCUUCCGAAGGUCUUCUGCUGGUUCCCUCACUGCAGGAAGCGAAGUUACAGGGAAGCAGGCAGAAGGCCUUCUCAGUAGUAGCGCCCGCCCUGUGGAAUGCCCUCCCUUCAGAUGUCAAGGAGAUAGAGAAUUACACAAAUUUUAGAAGACAUCUGAAGGCAGCCCUGUAUCAGGAGGUUUUUAAUGCUUGAUGUUUUUAGUUUGUUUUUGGAUAUGCUGUAAGCCGCCCAGAGUGGCUGGGGAAACCCACCCAAAUGGGUAGGGAAUAAAUAAUAAAAUUAUUAUUAUUAUUAUUAUUAUUAUUAUUAUUAUUAUUAUUUCAAGAUGCAGAUUAACCAAAAAGAAAAUUAACCAACGGGGUUCUCAGCUUUUUGCUUUCCAUAUGCAUAUAACAACUGCAUGACAUAUUAUUAUUAUUAUUUUAAGUCCCACAUUUCAUCCUUUUCAUGUUGGGGAAAGUAGCAUUUGUUGAGCUGCCUAACACGUAACAAUUAAAGGCACAGUGCCUCUCUUUGGAAAUUAGGUGGCAGCCAUACCACAGUGGUUUAGAUCCAGACUAAGUUAGUGACAUUUCUGUCCCAUAAAAGUAGCCAAUGAGUGUGUAAAGUUCUGUUGAUUUAAAUGGGACUGAAGUGUGACUAAUUUGAUCUGAAGAUUUUGGGGUGAAACAGAAUGAAAUGCAAAGCUUAAUGUAGAAAUAUGAAAACACAGAGUGGAGGGGAAGCUGCCAUAUAAAUAUACUCUUAAAACCAUGAUGACUGGAUCCUUUGCUUUAUUAUGCAAUGGGGUUGGAGGUUAGGAUCUGGGACUCUUGGUCCUGGACCUCAAGCAGUGAAACCCUUUUGGCCUGACGCUGGCCUAGCAGUAGCCAUCAACUCUCCUACACCAGCAUGGUCUAAUUACAGGGACUAUAGGGCUAAGGUGCCUCUUCAGUGAUAUGGGCAGGCCUGCUGCUGCUAGAGCCAUUGGAGCAUUGGGCCAACAAGCCCAUUGGCCCAGUAAUGCAGGAGCAGAGAAAGGUGCUGCUCCACUUCACAGAGACACAGGAUGCUGCAGCAGUUGUAGCACCUCUGAAGCCAAAGCAGCCUAAGAGGAUUGGGCUUCCCAUGACAGAAUGCAAAGGAAUAUUUUAUAUGUGUAGCAAAGUGUGUAAUGUCAUUUCUGCUAUUAGUAGUAUCAGUAGUCAUAAUAGUACAUACAUGUAUUAGAUGCUGUACACCAAAGUUUCUAGACUGCAUACAAUAAAAGUAAUUAAAGCACCCAAUACAAUCCAGUAAAACUAAAAUAAAUGCAAGAGGGCAGACUAAAGAACAAAAAAAUGACUAAAAACAGCAGGAUCCCUUCCCAAUUGUUGUGCCAGUCAUUGUGGAAACAGAAGAAAGGGGUUGUAUUAGCUUUUCAUUAAUUAGUUAUAGAAUAAAUCUGGUCCUGAGGUACUCUCAGUGUCAUACAGCAUUGUCUUGAUUUCCUCACUGUUUUUGUUUGUGUUUUCUUCUAGGUAA